Messenger RNA from Xyrichtys novacula (pearly razorfish), 45854 nucleotides. NCBI's taxonomy places the organism in Eukaryota, Metazoa, Chordata, Actinopteri, Labriformes, Labridae. The record is from the annotation of a GenBank genome assembly.
AUGGUGCGUUUUUACGCGCUGUGGAUCUGGACUCUGGGCCAAUUUUGUCAUGCGACGCUCUACACCAACGACUGGGCUGUAAGGAUAAGAGCUGACCAUGAGACUGUAAAUAGGAUAGCAGAGAAAUAUGGAUUCACUAACAUGGGACAGGUACGUUUUCAGAAAAAAACUCCCUGCAAACACUUGGAAGUAUGAGCCAAUUCCAGUAUUUUUCAUUCAUAGCCUGCCACAGUUACGCAGGCCUAUAGAGAGACUUCCCUAUCUGUGAAUUUAAGAUGGGGUUUGGGAGCUGGUUAGGCCUCAUCUCACUGAUAAAUAUAGAAUGAAGGAUAAGGAUUACAUUAUUGUUGAAAAAGUGUGUCUCAAAUCUUUUUGAAACAUCUCCAGAGCAGUUGCUGUAGAUUAAAACAGACUUCCAUACAUGCAAUAUGAUUGUAAAAAGUAUUAUUGAAACUUUGCAUCAGGGUAAGUUACAAAAAUGUAGAGUUAAGAGCAGCAAAUUUCAUUAUUCUGUCCACUGAGAAGAAAACCUGUUAGAUAGCUGUGAAACUGCUGUAGAUGAUUGUCCCUCAAAAUGAGAAAAGGCAAUAAAUUUAGCUGUUGGGACUGUCGCUGUGAUGCUGCAAAAUGAGGCUGAAUAAUAGCUUUAUCAUGCAGGAUGAUUAUUUCUACUUUUCUGGAGUCCUGCAGAAGUUUUUAUAUCAAGAAAUCAGUAGUUUCUCAUCUACAUUACAAGCCUGUCUGGAUAUGUGUGGGUGUGAGGAGACAAAGCUGCCAGAAAAUCUCAUUUUCUCCUCUCAGCUCUUACCUCCAUUUCAUUAUUCUGACCCAGCUCGCAUAAUAUUAAUUAUCCAAACGGUUAAAACUCCAAGAACCAGGAUCUAGCGCUUUAUUGCCAUUUUAAUAAGGGCUGGAAAUAAUUUUCCCGGUUAUUAUGUACAAGAAGGAAAUAAAAAAAUACUAAAAUCAAUCAGACUAGACAUGUCAAUACUCCCACAGAAUGACCAAAUAAAACUAAAGAUCGAUAAAUAAUGAAGCAAAUAAAUAAAACAGGGCGAGUUAUGGAGCCCAGGAUUGUAAAAAUCCGACACAAGAGCUCCCUGGGGAGGGCUGCUGUAAUGAAAGUUGCAGGUCUCGGGUCCAUGUUUCACAACGGUUGUUAUGAACAUAAAAACCAGAGAAAUCCUUUUGGUUAGGUCAGAAGUCAGAAGCUAAUUUCACAACAGAGCCAUCGGGGAUUAAACUAGGAGCAUAAUUUAUUCUUGUCAGUCACCAAAUAUAACACACUGUUACACUUUUUUUAAUUAAAUAUACAACACCUAGAGCUCCUCCUCCUCCUCUUCUGUAUUAAAGAAAUCUGUUGACGUCAUGGCAUUAGGGACUCAAACACACACAUUAGUCUUCAAUGUGUGGCUACAGUCUCUUGGCUCAGGUUGCAAUCGCCUGAAAAACUAUCACAGGUGUAAGGUAGCUGCCUUAAUGAAAGCCUCCAAAGCUGGUUUCAUAAUUUAACAGCUGUUGAGUACAGAGAUGGAGUGGGAUGAGCACCAGGCCUUUACCUGAAAACACAUGAUUUUAGAGGAUUUGAUGUCUGUUUCACCAGAUCGGAGACCUGAGGGGUUAUUACAGAUUUCACCACCAUGAGACAGCAGCGCAGUCCAAUGUAUCCAACAAUGAGGUGACUGUCAGCAUCGCCAAGGAGACCAAGGUAUAGUAAUAAGAUAUGAGGAGGACUGGGAGACUGUGCUGGAUUAUUAAUCAGCAUCAUGUCACCUUCCUACCUCCAGAUACAAACACACAGUCACUGGCAGUCAUGUAUGUAGACUACCCCAUUAUACUGACUUAUCUAUGACCUCACCUAAAACCUUAAGGUGCAAAAUUCUGAACAACCUUGUGAUAUUUAAAGGACCUUGUGGUUUAUUCCAAGUUUUUUUUUUUUUACAAGAUCCAGCUGCUCUAAUUAUAAAUCCUCAGGGUUGUUUUCUAAGAUUUUUGAAAAAUAAACAAGACAGGAUAAUAAAGAGUCUGAUGAUGUAGGCCAGAAGGUACUAUCCUAAAAAAUACCCAAACUGCUCGGUGUAAUUAGCCCUUACACUUACAGGCUGACUUCCUGGUUAAAUGAGACCCAACAGACCAUCACAGUUUUCCAGUUCAGUUGAGCCUUAAAGCUUUAAAGUUAAGUCCCUUCCUGGCCACCCUGUUUGAGUGCAGAAUCAUGUAUCAAGCAGUAAAGGACCUGUAUAUACAGAAGGACCUCUGUCCUAGGAAACUGACAUUUAAAAGUCAGUCUUGGACUGUCUUUUAAAGCUCCUGUGAGGAGUUUUCAUUAUGCACAAAAGCAAACAAGCCCAUCAGCGACAAGACUGAUGAUUUUUGCAGUAGGUUUUAACCCUUUAAUGCCUGAAACCACAAGUUAUGGCCAGAACAUUUUUGGAGCUGAAAUGUUUAUUUCACUUACUACUGAAAAACCAAAAAAAAUCAAAAUGUCCUUAAAAUUUAACAAAUAUAUUUAUUUAUCUCAUUUGAUACAUGAGAUGUUUUUGGAAAUUGAUAAGUCACAAGAGGACAUUGUUAUCAUUUACCGGGCUGUAUUAAGGUGUUUUUUUUUUCUUUUUUAGUAAUUUGUUGAUCAUAUCGAUUUGAUAGAAGUAUCAUAAAAGUAUGUAUCAAAUAUAGUAGGGGGUAGGUGAUGAAACUACCCAGCUCUUACAAUUUUAACAUUAAAUAUUCACAACAAAUGAUAACUUUGACUGUCAAAAGUCAGCAGCUGAGAUUUCUUUUCGGAAGAUAAUGGACAAGAUAAGUGAAGACUUCCUUGUCCACAGGGGGCACCAAAAUUAACACAAAUGAAAAGUUCCUCACUGGAGAUUUAACCAACUGAUGAGACAAGUAGUAACAUUUAUUUUAUUGGCCAAAAUUGAUAAACAUCCCUAUUAAUAAAAAUGAAUAAUCUUCCUUCCUGUUUAUGAAAGUAUUUUGACAUUAAAUCAGUCACAUUUGUCAAAGUUAUCCUGAUAUGAGCUGCCAGAUUAUUAAAUCUCCUGUCAGAAGUUUUUUAAACUGGUUUAGAAAUAAAAUAAAACUAUUAUAUAAAAGAGUCUUUAUGAUCUACAAAAACAAAUAAGACCACAAGCACUGAGAUGUACUCCUGAAAUACAGCAUGCUAAAUGUCCAAGAAAGUCACAUAAGAAAAGCCUUUUUUUUUUUACAUUUAAUCCAAAGAUUUUUUUACUGAUUCGUAAAAAGAAAAGAAAAAUAAACACUCUAGUACAAAAUGAGCUGAAUAUGGACAGUUCCUCACAGGAGAUUGAAACUGGUCAUGCUUUACAAAUAUAAGCCUCAUGUUUACUCUAAAGUUUCACCAUUAUAGCUUAAAAGUUUGACAUAUUAGCAGUGCUGCAUUAAUAGUCAGUUUUAAUAUAUAGUAUUGCAGGCUCAUAUCCACCAUCAGUAUACUGUAAGCCUGCUAUUUGCUUUCAGUAACAGAAGGACUUCUUAUAUCCCUCCACAAUCUGCAUGCCAGUGAUGUGCAAAUCCCUGUCCCCACAUAAAAUGUAAACAGUGUUCAAGCUGGUGGGAUGAUUCUGAAAAGUUUAAGAGAUGUGACUUUAUUCAGGGUUCUUUUCCCUUUGUGUUGAAUCAUAAAAUGUCCAAAAAAAUCUGCACCUCCAUUUUUUUUUCAGACAAUAAAUCCCUGCUGCUUCGAGAAACCACAAAAACUCUUCUUGCUGAAAUUGGCGAGUUUGACAAAGAUUUGGAACUUACAAUAAAGCAGUUCUUGAUGUUUUGUAUGUUUUAAACCUUUUUAUGGCACAGCCUCCUGCAGGCAUAAAGCUAUGGUAAUGCCAAGACUCGCCUACCAACUUGCAAAUCUUCCAUCAACACAAAGGCAUAAUUUCUUUGUUUAAUAGUUAGCACUGCUUGAGAGGAUUGUGAUUGUGAUUAGUUAAAAAAAAUACUAAUGAAUCUGAGCCAGGUUUUUUCCUCUAGUGCAUAAAGUCGAGAGGUUUGGUAGAAAUUUUCAAGGGCAAAUAUUUUUUUCGCCGGCGGCCAAACACGCCAUAAUGCUGAAGUCUCACUCGUCAUUUUCUGAAACUUGGCAGCCCUGCAGCCAUACUUAAAAUGGUUUGUGUGAUUAUGUCUAAACUAGUAUCCUGUGUGAUCCUUUUUAAGGUGGAAUGGCUCCAACAGCAGGUGGUCCUGAGUCGGGUAAAGAGGAGCCCAGUAGACAGUCGCAUCUACCUGAGCACCAUGAAGUCCAAACAUCUCCUCGAUGCUGAAUCAAAGCUCCACAGUGACUCAGUGUGGAAGAAUUUGUGGUAUAUUGUGAGUGUGUUUGUAUUUUCUUUAAAAAGCUCAAUUCUGUAACACAGACUCUAAAACCCCGGGCGGACCAAGCCUGAAAUAGCCUUUGAUUUAUUCUUUACACCUCAGGGCUAAAUUUGCUAUCCCACUGUUUCCUCCACAGCACUGCAGCGAUAGAUCCAAAGGCUGCCGCUCUGGUAUGAACAUCGCGGGGGCCUGGAGAAGGGGGUACACUGGGAAGGGUGUGGUGGUGUCUGUCCUAGAUGAUGGCAUUGAGAGAGAGCAUCCGGAUCUAAAGCCAAAUUAUGUAAGUGCCCUGGGAUGGGACGCUGUUCUCUGGAAGAGGACAUUAAUCAUAAGCAAUUUGGCAGCGCUCUCAGAGUAAGAGAACAGAACUGAGACAGAUAUUGCGGACAAAGCUUUUGGGCCAAAAGGUUUUGAAAGGCCGGCCGAGAGUAUUGGAAUGGACAUUAAACGUCUGAACCACUUAACUGUCUUGUGGACUGGUGAAUAAUGCUCUUUGUGAUGAUACAGAGACUGAUAGCUGCUGGCGCCCUAUUCAUCAUAGGCGCACGGCGGACAUUUUUCUCUGACAUCAUGCGCGUGGUGAGAAGCUCAAAUGCUAAUGAUGUCAUAACUCUGUGCCUGCAGAUUUAAAGUUGUAUGAAGAUGAGGGAUUUGACAGUUGCUAUGAUCAUUUUAAUAUGACUGAAAAACUGGAGUUCAUGUUCAUCUGCAUGCUGCUACUUAUGAUUUGUCUGAUUCAGGAUCCUUUCGCCAGCUAUGAUGUGAAUGGACAGGACCAAGAUCCCUCCCCACAUUAUUCCAACAAUACCUCCAACCAGUGAGUACUUCUUGAUCUCAGCAGCACCUGGUUUUGUUUUGUUUUCUCUGCUGAUCACAAUUCUAACUUUAAUUUAUGCACGCUAAUCCUUUCUUUUCUGUGAUUAUAUGCAUAUAUGGAUAUGCAGAUGAUUCGGUCUGAGUUCUGUUUUUUCACUGGUUUGAUGUAACGGAAAUAGCCGGUUUUUCCUCCUCAUGAAUAUGUAUCUAACCUCGUGUUCUGAUGUUCCCUCCUUUCUGUGAAAGCCAUGGGACUGAGUGUGCAGGGACGGUUGCAGCAGCUGCAAAUAACUCUUGGUGCACGGUUGGAGUAUCUUUCCACGCACGUAUAGGCGGUGAGUCCUGGCAUCGGCAUGAAAUUGAGUGAAAGACUUCUGGAGGACAAAAUUUGAGUGAUUUAGAUUUAAACUUUUUUGUUUUGUUUCUAUUCUUCCUCCUCCUUAACUUGUAGGCGUUCGUAUGCUGGAUGGAGUUGUGACAGACAUUGUGGAGGCCCAGUCCUUGAGCUUCAGACCUCAGUACAUUGAUUUAUACUCAGCCAGCUGGGGCCCAGAAGAUGAUGGGGCAACAUUGGAGGGACCUGGGCUUCUGACUCGUCUUGCGUUAGAGAAUGGCAUCAAAAAUGUGAGAGAAAUGAGAGGAAAACUUUGUGUUUGUGUGGAUUUCCUGCAGCUGUUUAUCUUCUUCCAGGGCCUAUUUUUCCUUCUUUAUCAGUGUGUAAAUAUGAUAAAUAAAUUAAUCAGCUCUGUCUGCUUCCCCAAUUAAUCUUAGGGUCGUCAUGGGAAGGGCUCUAUCUUUGUCUGGGCGUCAGGAAAUGGAGGACAAAGAGGUGACCACUGUUCCUGUGAUGGCUACAGCAGCAGCAUCUACACCAUCUCUAUCAGCAGCAGCACUCGGAGUGGAAGCCGGCCAGAUUACCUGGAGCAGUGCUCCUCUACGCUGGCGACAGCGUACAGUGGAGGGGAGACAGAGGAGGUGGUGAGUACAGCCUGAAAGGAUCUGAAAGACUGAUUUGAUGAUAUGAGUCUCUCUCAGUGCUCACAGAGAAGUUACUACCAUAACAAGGAGGGAUGUUUACACCCUUGUUAUGCCUCGUCUGCAUAAAGGUGGGGCAAAGUCCUUCCUCAAAAAGAGUAAAAGUGGUUGGGGAGGAGGUGGGGUUGAGUUGCCUUGGAGCUGGCAGGGCAGAACAGCACUAUGUGUGUGCAUAUGUGGAGCUUUAGCUGGUUGUUUACAAGACCUUCUGCAAUACCAUAAAGCACUGUGUAGGGCUGCACCUAAUGAUUAUUUUCCUAUCGAUUAAUGUAACGAUUAUUUUUCUCGAUUAGUUGACUGAUCUAUCGACUAAUUUAUUGAUUAUUCUAAAGAUUAUUAUUUUUUAACUGAUUAAUAUUACAAUGAAUUUUAACGAAAUAGCAAGUUAGAACUUGUCCUAUUCCUAUUAGUAUUUAAUUCAAUGAUUUAGUCAAGAAUCUCUUGAAAUCAAACAAAAAAAUAAAACAUUUGGGUUGUAAAAUCGGGGAGAUUUUUGCGGCGCGGGCCGGGUAGUUUUGGGGUUACCUUUUAUGGUGGUGAUCUAAUUAUGAGAGUAUUUGUAAUUAGAUUACUCAUCCAAAUAAGUAUAAGUGAAGCUGCACACUUUUUUGUUUUGUUUUAACAAUAUCACAUUUUAAUAAAAAAAAUAAUAGCAAUGAUAUGCCUUGAACUUAUUUAGUCCACUUAUAUUAGUGUUAAAGUCCUCAUAUGUUUUAUAUGCUCUCCAAUAUGAGGCUCUCUGAACAUCUGUGCGUGCAAUAAAGCACUUUUUCUUCUGAGGCUGCCCUGAACGCAUCACUCCCAGAUGGAGCAAGACAAUCAACAUAAAUGUUAUAUCUCACGCUUGUUUCCCUUUCACUGAAGUGUUCAUUUUGCAACAAACACUGUUUAAAUAUAGUUUACAGCUUUAACUGACCUGAAUCAUCCCAAAUUGUAAAGUAAAAGUAUAAAUCCAGUAUCUGUGAGUCUCAGCAGAAACACAGGACUAUCUUCAGUUGUCUGGAAACCUGGCAACUUUGGACAAAUAUAGUGAUCCGAUUCAUGAAUGAACAUGAACCAUGCAAACUACGGGAGAUUCCUGGGAGAAAUGACAAUACGGGAGGUGGGCAGGAGAUAGGUCUGAAAUAUGGGAGAGUCCUGGGAAAAACGGGAGUGUUGGCAGGUAUGGGCAAAGCCUUUCCUCAAAAAGAGUAAAAGAGUUGGGGGAGGAGGUAGGGAUGUAUUGCCUUGGAGCUGGCAGGGCAGAACAGCACUAUGUGUGUGCGCAUGUGGAGCUUUAGCUGGUUGUUUACAAGCCCUUCUGCAAAACUAUAAUGCACUGUGUAAUCACACACAGGGACACAAAUAUUCCACUGUUUUUGGUGUAGUUUCUAUGCUGUUUCAGAGUUUUAGUGCGUUAGAGUCUUGUGAUUUACAAAAUAACUACUCACAAGGGAGCUUUGCAGUUGGCUUUUAAAGCAAGGAGUUGUAAAAUUACAAAACAAGUAUGUCAUAGUUAUAAACCCAUCAUCAAACCUGGGAAAUUUGUAAGAGAUCAGACUGUAUUCAAGAAAUGGGCACACGGAUGUGUUGACAGGUUGACCUUCAUCAUGUAUAUGAAUCAUCAAACUGAUCUAACACUGUAUGAAGAAAUGAACUUAACUUCCUGUUUAAUGGCGAAGCUGCACUCUAUAAAUCAGACAAUCAAAAACUUUGAACCAAAAUGGUGGACUUCCUCUUUGGGUUAAAGGGAUAUUCUGGCGUAAAAUUAAUUCAGAGUCAAACACACCUAAACACCAAGUUAGACACCCCCUGGAGAGAUAAAUGUUGGCAACCGCUUGCUUCUCUAGUUAUACCAACUUUAAUAACAACUGCACUAUAGCAAUACACAGGGGUCCAUGGAACCACACGCAAACCUCAACCAAAAAGCCACUCUAUAGCCACAAAUAAUGCUCAGAACAGAACCUAACUUCAUCAACAGUACAUAUAGGGUCCCAGCCACAGUACUAGCCACCAAACAUCUUUUUAGCUUUGCCUAAUUUCUUUAGCAAAGAGACUAAAUACAACUCACCUAAUCUCUUCCAGCAGCCGCUUGUUUGGAGUGAGACCUCGUGCCAAUCCAUUACGGACUGCAGCGGGGUAACGCAGCUCAAGGAAGAACAUUUAUGAUAAUUUCUUCAUGGAAAUGCAAUCAGACCAAGAUGCUAAGGCAGAAGAACUACCGCGUCUGCAGUGCAACUUGAUUAAUAUGGUGAUUAUUACUUCAAGGAAAUGAUAAAGUAAUGAUCAUAAAUGGCAAUAGUCCUACAGCCCGAGGGUGGUCAGACAAACUGCAGAAAAAUUUUGCAUUGAAGUCAAUGGGAUGAGCCACAAAAGAAAAGAAUAAAAAAGAUCAUUGGAGCUUUCGAACAGCUUCUUCUCUGACAUACUUUCACCUAGAAACCCCAUUUAAACCUUAGAACGUAGACACAAGUCUUGUCUAUUGGUGUAUUAAUCCAAGUUAUGGUUUUUUUGAUAGGUUUUGUCACAUUUAAAUGUUUCGGAUCUUAAAACAAAUUUAAAUAGUAGUCAAAGACAAUACAAGUGAAAACAAAAUGCGGUUUUUAAAUGAAGGUUUUUAUUAUUGAAGGAGGAAAAAAAAUCAAAGCUACAUGGACAUGUGUGAAAAAGUCAUCGCUCCCUAAACCCUAAUAACUGGUUGGGCCACCCUUAGCCCUAACAACUGUAAUCAAGUGUUUGCAAUAAGUCUCCUACAGUGCUGUGGAGGAAUUUUGUCCCACUCAUCUUUCCAGAAUUGUUGUAAUUCAGCCACAUUGGAGGGUUUUCGAGCGUGAACCGCCUUUUUCAGGUCAGAACUUUGACUCGGCAGUUCCAAAGUCAUCAUUUUGUUUUUCAUCAGCCAUUCAGAGGUGGUCUUGUUGGUGUGUUUUGGAUCAAUGUCCUGUUUUUGUCUUUGACUAAUAUUUAAAUUUGUUUGAUGAUCUGAAACAUUUAAGUGUGACAAACAUGCAAAAAAAUAAGAAAUUAGGAAGGGAGCACAUACUUCUUCACACCACAGUAUGUUUAUACAAACACUGAGAAAAAUUUGGCCACAAAUUGGGUGGGUUAAAUGGGUUGAUUACCAUAUACUUGGCUUUUGAUAAGUGUUACAACAGCUAAUAAGACUCUGAAAUCCCACACAAGAAAAUAAUAUCUUUAUUGCACCGACUCCAAUGAAAUUGAUAUUCCAUCAGUGCAACAUAAAAGGGAAAAAACAAAUAAACAAACAAACAAACAAAACAAAAAAACAGACAAAGAUGCAUAAAAACAACAGGAUAAUUAAAAAAUGACAAGAAUAAAUCAAAACUGAAAAGUGACAUAAUGCAUCACAUGUACCAAACACUUCUGAUCUAUAAGUCCUUUUUUUCCUCCAGAACCUGAAUUAAUCUAUCUGUUAUCAAUCUGUUCCUUAGAUAGAAUGGAAGACAUUAUUGAAGUCUAUGUCAGAAAUAGUAAUUAGUUUUGUCGGCUGAGAGAGUCCAGCCCAGAUUCCUUAAAUGUUAAAAACUCAUAAAAGAAAGUUUUGCCCAGAAAUUCUAUCCCAUAGUGACCCAAAGUCAAAAAUUCCACUUAACUAGAUCUCUCUAGAGGUGAAUACGGUUAUUUAAAAAGUUUUUAUCAGUUUACUUUUUUUCUGCUGCAACAUAAUUUCAUUUCUUGAUUUCUAACUGGUCAAAUUGAGUUUACUCAAAUUUAAACAGUUUACACAUAUUUUUUUUAAAACUCAGAUUUAUGCACAUUAUACAACACAGAAAGAUACAAACACUGACAAACAUUGGAAUAUAAAUGAAUGAGUCACAUCGGUGUCAUUUGUAUAAUUAAAGAGAAGGAGUUCAAUUUUGGAGUUGCUCCAUUUUUGCACAUUCAUGUUCUCUGUAUGUAUUUUCUUGUUUGAUCGGUUUGUAUGAAUAUGUUUUGGAAAUAGUUCCUCUUACAUGACCAUAAAGUGAACAACAAGAGUGUACCCAAAGUCCAUUAGAUGAUAUUUCACAGUGCACUUUAAAUGGAGGCUAUCAUACUCCGAAUACAUAUACAAAUUCACAUACAUAGUCACAUAUGCAUAGUUAUGUACAGGAGCCAGUCUAUUAAGAUGAAAGCUUUAUUUCCUCCAAUAAUAAGUAAAUUUGUCCACACAUACUGUAAUUUGUGUUUCUUGUAUGGUUUCAGUCCACACCCCUUUUGUAUGGGACUCUACAGUAAGCCACCUUCUUGUAUUAUUUUAAUCAGAUAUCUAUCAAUAGAAUUCAUUCUGAGUGAAUUAUUCCCAAGUUACACCUUAAUCACGUUAAAUCAGAAUUGAUCUUUGUAAAUAUUUACAUCUGGUAGAGUUUGAUAGCUGGGGGAGAAAAUGUGGAAAAUACCCGCCUGGAAAUUUCCACACUCCCUCCAGCUUGAGCCACAUCUUGACCGACCUAUCUUUAUAUUAAAACUUAUUUUUUUAUAAACACAGGCAAAGUGAAAUAAUAUUGACAGCACAUAUAAAGCACACUCUUCCAAUCCUUUUUGAGUGUACAUGUAUGAGAGUUUAAACUGCCGUCAUUACUUCUUAACACCUUGUUCUUCAGGUCUGCAGUUUCUGAACAUUUCUUAUAAUUCCCAUUGUACUUAUUGGAUUGUGACAGAAUUUGAGCUAAUCAGAGCAAUUAAACAACAAAUGUCUACAAUUAUAAAUGAUCAAGUGAGGAUCUUUUCACGGGAACAGUCACAUCGUGACACGAGUAAAUAGCAGUUUGUUUUAUAUAUGAUAUAUUUAAUAAGAAACUCAAUUUACAAAAUAUUUCAGCCCUUAAUGCAAAAAAAUACAUUAAAGAAACUGAAUGAAUAUGAGAAAUGAAAAUCUACAUUACUGCUGGUCUAGUCUGUCAAUGCAAAAAGCAACGAUUAGAUCUUUUUCUGCAGAGCCGAACAGAUUAUUGAAUAAAGAAGCGACAUUGCUUGUUCUGUAUUAGUUUUGUUUCCUGCAAAGUCUCAAAACAUAUCAGCCUUCCUCCCCUGGAGCUCGGUGGCUGAAGCAGCAUUUCUAAAACAGUUGUUUACUCUUUCCUCUGAUAAUAAAAUAAUUUUAACAGGAGAUCUGAAAAUCCUUUUUUGCAUCAUUUUUUAUGAUGACAUCUGCAACUCUGGUUGAACUUCCAGGGAUGUUUGAAGCGUCUUGCUUGCCUAUAGCCAGAAAACUUUAAAGAGGUGGAGGGGAUGCUGGAGGGCAGCGUCGGGGGACAUGCAAGCUACAACUUCUGAGGUUGAGCUUUAUGAUCUGAGACAUCUGUCAAUCAAGCAAAUAUGCCCCAGACACAGUCCCUUUGGACUUUCUUCAUGUCAAAUCUGUAACCUACAUAUUCACAAGACACACAAAAAAUUGAAAUCAGCAAGUUUGAAGCAUAGACUUCAUGAUCUUGUGGAUUGUAUCGGUGGUGGUAAUUUCACUACAGCUAAUUCGUGUAGUAGACUAAGCUUCUGGGAGACAUACCUGACUCUCUGCUGUGCUGCAGAUGAACAACAUGCACCACCAAAAUGUAACAUUACCAGUUUUCCCAUCACUACCAUCCAUUGUAAACUCUGGACAGGAGUAAUGCACUAGCUCAACGUUUAACAAGCCAACACACUGGGUGUGCUGAGUUAAAUCUGCAGAAAUAUGAAAACAAGAACACUAUAUUUUCCUUCUGCUAAAAUCUUUGAGUAUCAUAAUCCUGGAUGGUCAGCUAGUGCUGAGAACCACUCAAAGUGCCAUGACAUGAGUCGAAUUAUUGGAUUAAAAAUAGCUGAGAGUUAUUAAAAAAAAAACCCUGCAUGGUUGUAAAUCAAAAAUUAAUGAAUGUAAAUAUGAUUUAAACAGCUGAAGCCAUUUUUUAUAAGUAUGUGACAUUAAACAAAUUAAUUUCUGUCGUGGACUGUGGCAUAUAAGGUGAUUGGCCUUUGAGCUGGCCCCCUGUGGCCAUUUGAGGAGUUGCAGUUACAAGCAUGUUUGCACCAGCUUAUUAUUAAAAUCAUAACCCUAUUAAAAUAAUUGCCCAAGUCAUCUUUUGAUGAAAUUUAGUUUAUGGCCUAAAUCAUUUCUUGAUAAUGCUGGCCAUCUCUGGUAAAAUCACCCAAAUCCUUCGUUGAAAAAUGAGAGGAUUUUGGUUAAAAUCACUUAAAUCCUUCAUUGAAAUUUGAGAGGAUUUUAGUUAAAAUUGUCUUAAUCCUUGGUUGAAAGUUGAAAAGAUUCUAGUUUAAACUGUCUUAAUCCUUGGUUGAAAGUUGAAAAGAUUCUAGUUUAAAUUGUCUUAAUCCUUGGUUGAAAGGAUCAUGCCAUGAUUCUUUCAUGUCAUGAUCCUUUCAACUAAGUAUUUAGGCAAUUAUAAGUGUUUAAAAUACUAAGUAUUUAGGAGUUUUUUCAGCCAAAAACUCAUUUUCGUCAAAAAAUGAUUUAGGCCAUUAUUUUACUAGGGUGAUGAUAUAGACUGUACAAUACAAAGGAUAAGGACCCAUAACCUCAUGAUAAAUUAUUAUCUACUUCAACAAAUGCAGAUCACUUUUAGAGCCCAGAGUAAAUUGGUUGGAAUAAAGUCUGUUCGAGGAGCUGCACAAGUAGCAUAGCCCGGCUGAUUAUACAGCAGAAAUCGCUGUGAACACCUUGAAAGCCAAAGACUCAGGAGGCCUACAGUGGCAUGCCAACAUGUUAUUGCCAAAUCACAAGCUUUUCAAAGUCGGCAGAGACUUCCUCCUAUGGAAUACCUAAUCACAUACUUCGACUUUGUUUUUUGCUUGUUUGAUUGGCAGCUUCUGUUGUGUUUCGCUUGGCAACACACCAGGGAAGAAAAACUGUAAUUAUACAGUAUGUAAUUAUGUUCACUGUAGGUGCACAGCUCUCUCUGAAAACUCUAUGAAUGAAAAAGUAGCAUCUGCAUGUUGACUUUAUACAUUUACUUACGAAGACAAUCACAUCUUUGUCAAGUUGAAACUGAAUAUGUGUUUAAAUUAAUUUGUGCGAUCGGCUCAGGGGGCAAAAAAUAACAGAUUCACUCGUUUUUCUUUUUUUUUUCCUUCAUGUAAUUUGCAAGAGUCACGGGUGAGCAGAGUGGGCGGCUCAUUAGAGGAAACACAGGGAACUCUGCGAGCUGCUACUCUGUCCCCGGGCUUACUGAGGGCUUUUCUGCUUGUCUUUUCUACCUUCACAAUCUCUUUGUUACACAGACGACAAAACGCAGACUAGACAAAUGAAUACACCUGGCUAAACGGGGAUUUCCUACACAGCGUCCCAAACCUUUUGGUUUGACUCAUUCUGCUAAACUUACUGUAAUGACAUUAUUUGUAUGGUCUGAGUUUGAUCAGUUGGUCUUCCUGUCGGCAUGAAGAGCGGUAGCCUACAGUAUAUCUAUAGAAUAUACUGUAGAUAUCUACAAUAUACAGUGUAUAUAUUUUUUAUAACUUAAUAAAAAAAUUUAAAAAUCGUCCGAUUAAUCGGCCAAUAAUCUGCAUCGGCACCCGAAAUAAUCCAUAUCGGUCGGGCCCUACUAAUUUCCCGGCAAAUAUUCAAUAUUUGGUGAUACAGAUCUGGUCUUUUUACCAGGUAACACUGGGUCCAUAUCAAAGCUGCAGCCGGGCUAAAUCUGGGACCUCUCUCUCCUCCUCCGUGGCUGCAGGAGUCAUCGCUCUCACUCUGGAGGCCAAGUAAGUCUCUUUCUCUCUCUCUCUCUCUCUCUCUCUCUCUCUCUCUCUCUUUCUCCCACACACAGAAUCCAUACAUGCACAGGCACUGUUAAGUGUUAUUACCUGCAGAUGAGACUAUGAGGUUUUUAUCUGCUUGACCUUAUCACAGCCCCUCGCUAACGUGGAGGGACGUGCAGCACAUUAUUGUGCAGACAUCAAAAGCUCAUCAUGUCGUUGCCCCUGACUGGCAUGUUAAUGGAGCUGGAAAUAAAGGUAUUCCCACUGGAUUCUGGCCAAUUGUCACUGCUAUGGCAGCUCUUUACAUUUAAAUGAUUGAUAAUGUGAUAUCUUUUGAUUCAACUCCAAAAAACUUAAGAUAAUGAGGAUAAGUUUAGCAUGAUAAGCAUAUUUUGUUGAAUGUUCUCUCAGCUCUUUUUAGGGAAACUAUCAAACAGCGAGCCUACAGACUAAUGAGACACGAGGAGCAGAGCAGUAAUAAACGCCCACAAAGUCUCAGGAGUAUGAGAUGUCUUUUAUAAGCAACACAGCCUUUUAUGCCCCUGCUAACGGCUCUGUGUGUUUGUGUGUGUGUUUGUGUGUGUUUGUGUGUGUUUGUGUCAGUGAGCCACCUCUUUGGCUUUGGCCUGCUGGAUGCUGAGAGCAUGGUGAAGGAGGCAGAGCGUUGGAAACAAGUCCCUUCGCAGCAUGAGUGUGUGGAGGAGGCUCCUGCCCAGCUGAGCAGGUAUCACACCGCCCGCACUGCCAGAGAUCUCCGCUUUGAGUCAGGGCUUCCCUUGAUUCUUUCUUCUUUCAUCACACGUUGUCUAUUUCUGUCUCACUUCUAACAUGGAUUUCUCUCACGCUGAUCCUCGCACACUUUAAUAGGUGGCAUUUUCAUUACUGCUUCUUGCAUUGUUGCUCUCUCCUCCGCUGCUUCUGCCUCCAUCGCUCAUCUCUGCUGCUCACUUGUGUCUCUUUGUUCUCUCUCUCUUACCGUUUCAUAACAGGACUAUUCAUCCCGGCUCUGCGCUGACAUCUGUAUAUGAGACUACAGGCUGCUCUGGUGAGCCCCAGCAGCACGUUGUUUAUGUGGAGCAUGUCGUCAUCCGUGUCACCAUCACUCACAGGCGCCGCGGUGACCUUUCCAUUACGCUCACCUCACCUGCAGGCACCGUGUCACAGCUGCUAGUUAGCAGGUAACUAAGAGGAAUGAUCAAGCACAGGGCUGAGGAGUGGAAACUAAAUAUUACCACAUGCCCCAUUGAGGAUUCACUCUACUUUCUGCAUAUAGUAAUCACUUUUGUUCAGAGCAGAGAAUUUCAGUCCACUGAGCUAAAUUCUUCUGUGUCGUAAGGAGGGAAAAUUGUGGGUUUUGGCAAACAGAGCGAGAUAAUCACAGGGGAUCCGGAAACUGCUAUACGGGCAAGUUUCUGGCAAAAGAAAUUCUGUCCAUUUUCUGCUACAUGUGGUGUAACUUUCAGCAGGCUCUGCAAGACAAAAAUGCACUUUGUUAGCAGAAAGAGUUCCUAACUAACUCAAUAAGCUUAUCAGUGGUCAAGUAUUUACAUUUGCUCAAGUAUUGAACUUAAAGCAGCAUUUUUUUUUAGUUAUUUGUUUUGGCCGAGAUCCCUCAGGAUGGGAAAGUCCUCAGUUGAACAGAUUCUUGUCAAUUUAAAGCAGACACUCGCGGUUAUGGAGAGUUCAGUGACUUUUCUGCUCCUGCUGUUUGUUAAGUUUUCUCUCACCAAACAGCAGGAGCCUGAGUUUGUUAACUAAUCUGCCACUCACAAAGUCACACCUCCUCUGUUUAAAGACAACCAGAGUUAAGGUCCUUACACACCAGGAACGACACAAAUAUACGACGCGGAUGUUAACUCCCCAACCCGAAUCCAGUCAAAGUUUGAAUUCAAAUGAAUUUUAUUCAUAAAGAUCCCCAGAUUACACCUUCUUCCUUUUUUUUUUUUUCUUUUGCGCUCAAGUUGGCUGUGAUCCGUCUUAGAGUAUUAAACCAGUUUGGAUUAUUCUAUUUUUUAUCCAAAUGCUUCCAGUGAGAGAAAUUCAUUCAUGCAUUCUUUCUUUCUUUCUUUCUUUCUUCUUUAUUUAUCUCAAACUUUAGGAACAACAACAACAAAAACAACUAGGAACAAAAACACUAGAACAAAAUAAUACAUAUCAAUCAAUCAGUCUUUAUUUAUUUAGCACUUUUCAUACAAAAAAGAUGUAGCACAAAAUGCUUUACAUAGCAGAGAAUUUAAAAAAACAAAGAAAACCUUAAUCUACUCCAACCCAACCCCUCAGUCCCACCCCACAAUCUAAGCUCAAUAGAAACAUGUAUUAAAAUGCAUUAACUUAAAAAGGGCUUGAUUCAUAUUAACAGGAAUGUGUGCACUGAGGAAACGCUGUUUUAUAAUUCGAGGUAAGGAAACACUGGAGGUUUAAAAUCUGAAAACAAAGUAACUUAAAAUGAAAUUUAAGACAUAAUGAAUAAAAUGAAAUAAAAACAACAGUAAAAGAUAGUAAAAUAAGAGCACCAAAAUAGCUAAAUUUAAGAUGAUUCUGUCAUUAAAACUAGAAGAGAUUAAUGCUAAUAUACAUAAACAAAGUUAAUGAUAUAUAAUUGAGACACAAAAUUGUGUUAAAAGCAAGACUAAAAAGGUAUGUUUUCAGUUUGCUUCUACACAUGUACACCAAACAACUGUACAUGUCAAAGAUAAAUUUACACAACAUAUGUAUGUCAAAAUAAACAGUUUGAAUGAAGCAAAGAGCUUAAAUUCCGGUUUUUAUGAAAGGAUCCAUGUCUUUUAGCUAAAACAAGAACCAGCUCUUUCUGCUCACAAAGGGCUCUUUAUUGUUUCUUUACAUAUUAUCACAAGUCACCUUCGCUCAGAGCACGUGUCAGCUGACUCAGCUUUCCUUUCUUUAGUGAAGUAAGAUGAUGCAAAAGACAAAAUGUUUGAGAAAACUGGAUUCAAGUUUUUGAUAAGCAUGUUUUGAAUUAAGAAAAAAAAGAAAAAUGAAAUGCAAAUAGUUAACAUUAAAUCAAGUAACAAGGAGUUGGUCUAAAAGUUUCAAAAGUUUAUUGGACUGAAUUAUUUAUCCUCAAUUUUAACAUUUUAAAUGCCGUUGAAACUUACUAAAUUACUGUAAAUGUCUUUUUCUUCUUUGUACUCGUGUCUUGAUUUUGUUCAGGCCUCUUGAUGACUCCAGUGAUGGAUUUCAAAACUGGGAGUUCAUGACGACACACUCCUGGGGGGAGCAGGCAGCUGGGAAGUGGACUCUUAAAAUCCAGGAUACUCCCUCUCAGAAGAGAGACAACACUGAACUGGGUCUGCCCUUUUUAUUAUUGACAUCUUUGUAUUUUUGAAGCAUACAUUUUAAGUCAAUUUGUGACAGCACUAAAAUGCAGUGCAGGCCACAGGGGGGUACAGAUCUCAUCUCCUGAUCUCUCUCUGUUUCUGCGGUGUUUCACAGGGAUGCUGAAGGAGUGGUCGUUGGUGAUUUACGGCACCGCAGAGCAUCCAUAUCCCGUGCAUCGCACGCGAGCCAGAUCGGCUGAGAUGCCGAUGGAUAGUGACCUCACUGAGGAAUACAGCGGUGAGUCAUGAGCUCAGCUGGUAUUAAGCUGCCCCUUCUUCCAGCUCAGACCUCUCUCACAGCAGCUAAAUGCACUCUAAUGCAGAUUUACAGCAGAUGUUGGUUCAGGAGGAGUUUUGUGUGUGUGUAUGUGUGUGUGUGUAAAUAUGGCACGAUAUCAUCAAUCUGAACAGCCUCUCUGUGAUGGUGCAGUGACCAUGUGAGUGUUUGCCCUUCCAGGACCCUGCGACCCAGAAUGCAGUGACGACGGCUGUGAGGGGCCCAGCCCGCAGCAGUGUGUCACGUGCUUACACUUUUUUCUAAAGUUCAAGAACAACACAAGGUCAGCGUGUUUACACAGCAGAGAGAACAGCUAAGGCAUCCAGAAAGCAGUCAAAAGUUAUCUCUGCAGAUUAUUUAUAUUUAUAUUUAUCAGAAAUGAUAAACCUGUCUGUUUUAAAGUCACUUUGUUCAUAAAUUGCGCAAAAUUCCUAAAGCCUGCAGACAAAGAAACGGUAAAAGUGCACCCUGAAUGUCACGUCCUCUCCCCCUCAUUUAGAGAGUCACACCUCUUGUCCUCUAUGUGCUGUGGUCCGUGUCUGUGUAAUAGGAUGUGCGUAUCAGAGUGUCCCAGGGGAUUCUGGGGCGACCGCCGGCGUUGUAAGAGGUGCUACUCCUCCUGUGAGAGCUGCACCGGGAGUCGCAGUGAUCAGUGCACUUCUUGUCAGAAUGGUUACCACCUGACAGAGGGGACCAACACCUGCACGGCCAUCUGUGGAGACGGCUACUACCUUGACCACGGUUGGUUUUUAGUCUUAAAUACAGAGUGAGAGGAAUAAAAAAGGUAAAUCAAAAUAAAAGUUUUGCCUAAAUUUAAUCUCUAAAUAAAAUAAUAACUAGAAGGAGAAGUAUGAUUCAGUUUUCUCUCCCUGUUGUUGAGACAUGCCACACACAGAUAGAGGGAUGUCAGAGUGAGCAGCUGGAAGUUCAGUGCCUUGCUUAAGGGCACCUUGGCUGUGCCUGGGAAGUAAACUGGAACCUUUCCAGCCAUCAGCCUAAUUGUCAUGGUUUAUUUGUAACAGAACCUGAACCAUCGACCUCCCAGCAGAUCCCAGAUACAGCUCCUGCCGCCCCUCAUAGAGAUUCAGUCGUUAAAAUGUAGAGUGCAUUUAAUUAACAUGCAGAAUUUUUAUGCCCUCAUCUUUUGCAUAAACAAUCAUCAAGCAGUACAGUUGAACUUAGCACCCAUAUGUUGGAGCUUUGGGUCCUUGUCAUAUGCAUGUUACCUUCCACUUUGUACCUUAACCCUUUAAGACCUGAACCCUGUCUGAGACACGCCUCUGAAAUCCUGAGGGCAAUUUUGAGAAGGGCCCCCAGAUCCUGAGGUUUUCUGAAGUGUUGAGGUUUACAAAAAAGCUGAUAUAUCAGCCUCUGUUGCAGAUAGAAACAAAAUUCAAAACGUAUUUGAGAGCUUAUACAUGUGGCUCUCAAGAUGACUAUCUGUUAUUUUUCUGAACCUACAUCACAUUAUUGAAAACCUUGAACAAACAAACUCAAAUGAAAUAAAGCAGCUGUAGAAGAUUCCAAAAACAGGCAACUGGACUGUCUGACAGUGUGUUCAUCUCUGUGCUCACCCAAAGUCAUGCAACACUCACAGAAAUCGCCCAUAGUGUGAGCCAAAACACUCGGUAUGAAGAGGUUGUUCACACUGCUGGAUACUUCUGCUCCAAAGCUGCUCUCUGGCUUAAGCUUUAUUAGCCUAUCAGAGGCAGUAUGAUGGCGGUAUGAUGAUUUGAUUCACCACGACUCCAGAAAUGAUUGAAAAACUACAGAAUGUUAUGAAAUGGCGUACACGCUUCUCCCGGCUUGAAGGGUAGAAAUACCUACGUACAUGCACCCAGCUUUCUGAGUAGAAGUGCGCAGCCACGCUUCCAGCUUGGAAGGUGGAAAUACAUACAUGCUGUCCCAGUUUAAAUGGGUUAAAGAAGUCAAAAUAUCUUAAAAAAAAUGAGUAGUGCAUUAGAUGUAAGUGUCCUCCUGCAGCCACUCUGCCUUUUCAAACAUUUUGACUCUGCUGCAACACUGUAAGGGCUCAAAUAUGCUCCCCUUGCGUUGAUGAGAAGGAAAAGAUUGAAAAGAGGAGAUAUAGAUGAUCAACCUGUAAAGGAAAAGGCAAAGAUGGAUUUUGCUUUUCAUGCUUUACUCUGUCUUUUAACUGUUGGCCCUCACAAUUUUUGGUGGUGCUGCAACAUUUGGUCCUCAAGCUUGUGGGAAAACAAGCAGAAAUACAGACGACGUAGGUGCAGAGUGUGGUCAGAAGGCUUCCCCCAUAUACCGACUCUAUGUGGAUCUAGAGUAGAACAUGAUUGAGCCUGAACACAGCUUUUUUGUCACUCCAGCUUUGUACUUUUACAUCAAACUCCUGUGUUUCAGUGUUGAUUUUGAGACAUCUUGUGGAUAAAACUAGAUUUCAUCAAAAUACUUGAAUCUUUUAUCCUGCUACCUGUCAAUAUUAAAAUAUACCACUCACUAAGGAUCUUCACCGACUUCAAUCAAUCAAUCAAUCAAUCAAUCAAUCAAUCAAUCAAUCAAUCAAACUUUAUUUUUAAAGCACUUUUCAUACAUUUAAUGUAACACAAAGUGCUGUCCCUUCAAGCAGGAUAUUAAAAACAACGAAACAAUGAAAUAAAAUAAAUACAAAUACAAAUACCAAACCCCGCCCACCCUCCCAACCCCCAUUCAACACAUACAGCACUCACACACUCACACACGCAGAUGCACACAUAAAAGACCAGGACUCUUCAACUUGCCACAGAUGACCGAGGAAACGCUAUCUUAAGUCAAAAGAAAUGAGGAAACACUGGAUCUAGGACUAAAACGAUAAAACCCUGAUAAAAUAUAAUAAAGGUGAUAAAACGUUAAAGAUUAAUUAAAUAAAACAGUCUUAAAAUUAAACAAUAAAAAUAAAUUAAAAAGAGGUAAUAAAACACAGGAUUGUUACUCUACAACUAAAAUAGCAUAAAAUCACAUAAUGCAGAUUAAAAGAUUAAAACAAAAUUUAACUAAAAGCCAGACUAAAAAGGUCGGUCUUUAGUUUACUUUUAAAAAUAUGAACAUUAGGUGUCACUAUCAGGUCUGCAGGUGGAUUAUUCCACAAAUGAGGACCGUAAUAUUGAACUAUGAUUCACCGUAUGUUUUAGUUUUUACCACCUGAAGACCUGAGGGCUCUAUAGGCUCAUACGGUAAAACAAAUCAGACAAAUAAGAAGGACAAAGACCAUUAAGAGCUUUAAAAACUAAUAAAAGAUCCUUAAAAUCUAUUCUAAAAGACACAGGUAACCAAUGCAGAGAUUUUAAAAUUGGCAUGAUGUGGGCUCUCUUCCUGGUCUUCGUCAGCAUUAAUGUAGCUGAAUUUUGUAGAAGCUGAAGCUGUAAAAUGUUAUUUUUAGGAAGACCAGAGUGGAGAGCAUUGCAAUAGUCUAUUCUACAGGUGAUAAAAGCAUGAAUAAGAGUCUCUGCAUUGGCUUGAGAGAGAAACUGGCACACUCUGGAGAUGUUCUUGAAACGAUAAAAUGCUUCUCAGUUUGUCUGGUGUUCUCUUAAGUGAUCUAGUUUCCUCUGGUAUCUUAUAAUGAGACAUCAGUGCUCAUAUAAAUGUGCUUCAUAUCAAGCUAAAAAUUACUCCAGCAGCUUUAAAAUUGCAGCCCCCCAAAGUCUCAUAAGAAGACACAAAAAAGUACCAAGAGCUGUGAGUUAAUAUGUUGACAUUACAGCAACUUUUUUUUUUAGAAAUUUACAAGCUUAUUUGCUUAUUUAAAUGUACUUAAAGAAUAAGCAAAAAUUCGCCCAUAGGCUGUUAAAUUUGCAGUAAAUUGGCAGUUUUAGCUGACCACAUGUAAAACUAUUCAAAACUCAUAGUUGUCAUCUACAUGGUUUUUACAGCAGUGGCCUUAAGAGACUCAGUUUGUACUUGAAUCUGCCUUUAUAGAUCGCUUUUGUCACUUCCUUUGUGUUCAAACCCGACAAGGCCUGUUAGUGAACCUUUGAGGAUGUGCGGCUCAGCGUUUGGAAUCGGCUGCACAUGAGUCUGCUAAUGAAUAGUCAGUUGAUGUAACUGCAGUUGAGGGCUGCGUGAGUAAGAUUGAUGAAUCGCUCUGAUGUGUAUUCAGUGUUUAUUGUUUGAUUUCCCCACAGAUGCAAAUAUGUGCAGAAAGUGCAGCGAAAACUGCCUGAAGUGCACCUCGUACAGCAUCUGCACCGAAUGCAAACCAGACACAAGGUGAAACAAACUCUCAGAUGAUGCUUGAAUUAACUGCUCGGUAAACACUGCUCCUGUUCUUCCUCUGAAUACUAAUCCUCUCUCUGCUCCUGUCUCUGUAAUAAUGAGAUCUUAACGCUGGGAAGAGUGUGUGUCUCCUUCUCUGUGCUAACUCUUUCAGUAGAAACCUUUUACCAUAUUGUCGAGUUAGAAGUUUCCGGAGUUCACUGACUCAGUUCAACAAGUACUCGUGGUGGUGUGUUGUGGGUUGGAAAACUGCGCUUUCUCGCUGUGACUCAUUUGACGGUGUCACAUGAUUGGCCGUGUGUGUAUGUGUGUCACCGUGCCACAUGCUCUCGCCGCCCUCUCUCCAGUCUGCAGGGGAACCGGUGCCAGCAGAGUUGCGAAGCCGGAUUCUACCAUGACAAGCAAGAGGGCACGUGCAAGCCAUGUCACAAGGCCUGUGCUACCUGUGCAGGUGAGGUGAAAGGUCAAAAGGUCCUGAACUUUAUGAAACUUUAAAUGUCAGGGGAAUACAUGAUAUCGAGCUGUUUCUUUUACGGUACUUUUUAUGGUCCUUGACCUUAUAAAACCGUGUUAAUCCCAGGUGCAGGUGUUAAAGCCUGUGACCGCUGUGCAGCGGGUUACCUCAUGGAGGAGUGGAAGUGUGUGCCCUCCUGCAGCGCUGGCUUCUACGCCACCCAGCCAAGCCCAGAGGUAGCUGACGGGCACAGGACAUGUAGGAGGUGAGCUCACUGGUGUGUGUUCAGGUGUGGGUGGUUUGUUUAUCUGCUGACGGCAGGCUGCAUUCUGGUGUUUGCCUUCAGUACGUGCUUGUGUUUAUUCUGGUUCCCAUGCUCGUGUUUGUGGUUGUUUUUCUCCGUAAGUGUGAGUUAUUUGUGGUCAGCGUGUGUGUUUGUGCGCUCAGUCUGCGUUCCCUCCUCCUCAGGUGUGACGCCAGCUGUCUCACCUGUGUGGGGCCGAGCCGGGGGAACUGCAGCAGCUGUUCCAGCGGUCACAGCCUGCAGGAGGGAGUGUGUGUUGUUAACACAGAGUGCACAGACGGUCAGUCAACCAUCCUCUUCUUCAAUUACGUGUUGGCUCACUGAUGCCAGAUACAUAUAAUCAUUUUUAACACUCACCCCUUUAAGUGCUUUUCUUUCCCAAUACAAGUGUUUUCUCAAGCCAAGCUGAGAUGAUACAUACCCAACAUCUGCUGGUGUUAAAUAAGAGCAUAAGGCCGGUUUUAUGUAUAUAUUUAGUCUGUGAUAAGUAUUAUUAUCUUCAUUCUGAGUCAUCUUUGGCAUCGAUAUUAAGCCCACCUCUCCGCCUCAGAUGGUUAUUUCUCAGUCAGCAUCGUGCUCUCGCUGCGUGUCUAACAGGAGAGUACCAGGAGUCUAACGGGGAAUGCCAUGCGUGUGAUGCAACGUGUCUGAAGUGCACAGGGCCGCAGAGAGACAACUGCAUCAGCUGUGUUUCUUCACGGUAAGAUGGUCUUGACCUUUCAGAUACAAGGUCGGAGGGGAAAUAAAUACAUCAUCAGCUAAAAAAACAUCUCUGAGUGAAAAAGUGGCCUUUCAACUAGAGGUAAAGUUACACAUGAUGAGGAGUGACAGUUUUAGCCAGUAGGAUAGUGAAGAGUUCAGUACUAAUGAAAACUAACUAAAGGGUCCUUUUAUGGUUAGUAAAAAAUAUGAGGGGGAUUUUUUGUACUCCUUUUUCAUUUUUAUUGUUCAGAACUUGUAUAAAAGUACAUUUCUGAAUAGCUAAAAUAACAGGAUUAUCCCCUUUUUAAUCAAGACAAAAAGUUAUUAGCAUUUCUUUACUUUUUCCUCUCCUUUGACUGGGCAAUAAUUCAUUUUUUAAUUAGUCUAUAUUCUAGAUAAUUUUAAGUAAUCAUAACCUGAGCUAUUAGAUCUUGUAUUUCAGAGUUACAAGAAAAAAAAGUGGGUGGUUAAAUUAAAAUCCUAACAGAGUGAGCAAAACCCUGAAGCAAUGCCGCCAUGUUUACCCAUUUAAAAUACAAAUACAAACUUGUGUUUUUGCCACAGUGUCAACAGGCAGUGAAGUGAAUUGAUUUGAUUUAAUGUCUGUGAUCAGGUUGUCAUUUGCAUUGCUUAAUCACUGUUGUUAUUAUGGGGUUUUGGAUCCAAGUAUUCAACGUGUCUGAGUAACAAAAGAUACUGCCAAAACCCAAACCCACAAAAUGACACAGACAGUGCUUAACAAUAGCAGACAGCGCUUCAAAAUAUCAAACACUGGUAUUCUAGGUAGCACCAAAUUAUGCUGUUGGAUUGUGCAGGAAAAAGGUACAAACUAAACUCUUCCCAGGUCAUUACUCUCAGAAAAAACUGAACCAUUAACUACUUUGAGACAAAUGUAUACAUACUUGUGUGUGUAUAUAUGCAGUAUAUGCAUUCAAAAUCCAAAUUCCCAGAUUGCCUCCCAGCUUAACCAGUCACCCCUUCCCUCCUCCAUCUCCUCCCAGUGUCAACAUGCUCAGCUUCAUCUGUUUAACUCUGCCAUAUGUUCCACGCUGGGAUGUAAAUGAGCUCAACUCAUUAGCAUAGAAAUAAUUCAUAUCUGUUGAUUUUGUGGCACUGCAGCUGGAAAAAAAAACAGUGUUGUUGAUGUUUUUGUCGGCUGCAGAGCUUUAGAUAAAGGCCACUGCCUGCUGGAAUGUGGAAAGGGCAAAUACCUGUCAGGGGGCCAGUGUCACCUAUGUCACCACACCUGUGCCACUUGUAUGGAGGCGGGGCCAGCCAACUGUACCAGCUGUGACACCGGUGAGGAGUCAACCUAUCAACGAAGCCUGUGUGUGUGUUUCUGUGUGUGUGUAUGUGUGCGUCAAAGACAGGGUGGAGGAACACCCUGUGAUUUUUAAUUCGAGUAUGGUAGUUCAGGAUCAAGUAUUUCUCUCUACUCUUUUAGGUCAAUCAAACAAUUGAAGUGGUUUCAAAGUCACUUAUAAACUUGAGUACAAAAAAGGAGACUCACCUAUAGUGUUAACAUUGCAGUGAAAAACCCUCAGUCAAUUUUCUUUUAUUUUUAGGCUGUUAAAGUUUCUCAAAAAAGUGACAGUAGUUUUUUGAGUAAUUUUUCACAAAAGUGACAGUAGUUUUUUGAAUAAUUUCUCAAAAAAGUGACUAAGUAAUUAAAUGUUUUGAAAGAAAAAAAUUGCAACAAUAAUGUGUAUUUUUUUAAUUUUGGUAAAAAAAAUUGUAAUAUAUAUGUUUUUUUCUUCAUAACUUUGAGAUUUCCAUCACACAGGAAAAAAACAGACUGACAGGUAAAGAACAGACUUGUUUCAAAAAUCAGGCAGUUUCUUCUAUUUUUUUUUAUUUUCAAUGUGUAAAAACAAUAAGAAAUGUUCUUUUUUAAAACUUCUAACACCGUACAACAGACAGGAAGCGAAAAAAGGUACAAAAAAAGAGCACAUGUAAGUAUACAUACUCGUAUGAAUAUCAAUGAGCAUACAUGUACAAAUAGAAAUGAACAAAUACUCUACAAUAAAAAUUGAACAUGCUGCAGCUCCAAAGCUUUAAAACGCUCUGCCUUCACCUUUGUUCUUUUUUAAUCCUUUUUUCCCUUUCCUUUUAUUUUUAAUUUGUUCCCAGGUUUGUAUUGUGUUAGCUUUCUGUUUGUCACUGAGCAGCACUUUUGUCAUUUAUUUCUUCAUCAAUCUGCUCUCGUUAAAUUUGGAAAAAAACAGAUUCUUUAGACUUUGAACUUGAAGUAUCUUUGUGUUCAGCAGACUCAACAGCAAACAGGCUCAGAAGUUGUCCAAGCAAAGGUUCAGAUGAAGUUCAGUAUCGCACAUGUUCACUUCUUGAUUUGCUUCUUUCCCUGUAGAUAAGUUUGAAUUGGAGCGUUACUUGUAUAAAGGUCAGUGUGUGGCCGCCUGUCCUGAGGCCUUCUACCACACCAAAGAAAGAAGCUGUGAGCCGUGCUCGGACCACUGCCGCCUCUGCACCAGCCCCACCCGCUGCCUCAAGUGUAACUCCUCCUUCUACGUCUCUGAUGGAGCAUGUACCAAGCUGGAGUGUGGAGAAGGUAAACAAGGUCAUGUCGUUAUUUAUGAGCUUGUUUUCUUAAAGCUUCUGCGCAGGGGAGAUGACCUUAAAAAGCUUUGUCUCACCCUUUAUUUUUCAUCCCUUUGUCUCGUGGCCUUUUUUCUCAGGUGAGGUGGAGGAUCCCGAUUACGAUGACUGCAUGGCCUGUGAGGAGGGCUGCAGGAAGUGUGUUCUGUGUAAGUAGCCCGGCAGCAAAAAAGGAAACCAAAAAAUCACCAUGUGUCCAAUCCCAGUCUUCUCACUCACAGACUCAAGAGCUUGUCUCGUUGCUAAGUGUGUCGGUCUCCUGAUGUAAACUCAGCAAUGACAGUUUGUGCACUUUCUACAUGCAUUUCUGGACAGCUUCAUUCUGGACUCAUCUAAAAAAAAAGUGUGCCCCAACUGGAUCUUGACUUUUUUUGCAUACUGGACAAAAAGUUUUUGAAAAAAAUGCAAAAAAAGAAAGAAACAAACAAAGAAACUCAUAUUACAGAUUGGAAUUUAAAAACAGAGUUUAUUGAGAGAAAAGCAGAUGGUGAUAUCCAGGUUUCUAUCUGCCAAAAUUUGGGGACAUUAUUGAUUUAAAUAAAAAAAAGCUAAUUUGACUAAUUUUCUUUAAGUCAUAGUUUCUUUUUUAAAAGCUUCUGUGGAGUUUUUUUUUUGGCAACUAUGACAUGGAUUUCAUUUUUUUUGGCAUUUAAAAGCAUACAAGACCAUCAGAAACCAGUUUUAAGGUUAGCCGUUUAAAAUUAAAACAUUUUUAGGUCAUCAAGUGAACAUAAUUGAGAUAAUAACUAUUUUUUGAUUGAUUGAUUGGUAUGCCAGUGGAGAGCCAGUUACUGAAUGACAACUCAAAUGGGCUUUCAACACUUAUAACACUUUUUCACACAUUAUAAUUUAAAUUACAUUAUAUUUUAGUCUUAGCCAUUUUUUACCAUUUACCACCUCUUCCAAAAAAUAUCUGAUAUAUGUUGAGACAUGUGAUUGCCAUGCAAACUUAGGGUACAUUUGAUCAUCUAAAUGACAAACAUCUAAUUAGAGAAAAAAAUCCACAAAAUAAUUUAAUCUUGACGGAAAGAGAGACUAAAGUACUGCUAAUAUAUGUACCACAUAUUGCAUAUUUCUAAUUAGAAAUAUUGUAUUUUGUUAAGUUUAUGAUGGUAACAGGGUUGACAAGAUUAUGAAAACAGCCAGGAGAAAAACGGUUAUAAAAUAUGAAAUAACACAGCCUGAGAUGGCAUAAUAUAAUUUCCUGCCAUUUUAAACAUUCUUUGAUUCCAGGGUACUAAAAAAUUAAUAAUUUAAUAUAGUUUGAUUUAAAAUUUUCUAAAUUGAAAGGCACCGAUUUCAUGGAAUGACCUUUAUAGUUUUAGUCAAAUGUUCACAAUCAUUUUACAUUACUGCUUUUGCUUAAAUAUCCAAAUGUAGUAAAAUAAUUCACAGAGAUAUUUACUUUUUUCUUUAAUAAGGUGCAUCUUGUGACCAGGUAGUGUAUGAUGUCAUGGUAGUGCGUCCAGUUCCUCACAGGCUCCCGUGGUUCCACACUGCACUCCUGACAUUGUUAGAGUUGUGAGUGUUCAGAGCUCAGGCUUCAGAGGGGAGGUUGGGAUUGGCCCCAGAGUGUUCUUGACCAUGUUGAACAGUCUGCUAGUUUCUGUUUAAAAAGGAGAGCUGAGUUUUUUGUCUGCUUCCAACAGAUAACCCCAGGCAUUGCUUGUCCUGCAUCGAGGGCUUUUACAAGUAAGGCUGUGUGCCGGGCUGUCCUCAUGUGUGAUCUCGCCUCCUUUCCUUUCAGUUCAGUGCUAUGCUUGGAAGAAAAAGGGCCCCCUUUUUUGCAGUGAGAGUGGACUUGUGUACAAAAGAAAAAAAAAGGGUAAACCUGGGUAAAGACUGUCAUCUUUGCUAUCAGCUUUCAGGAUGGUUGCUACAAAAACUGUCCGGCCAAGACGUACAGCGUGGAGGAGGAGAUGAUCUGCGUCCCAUGUGAUGAAAACUGUGUGAGCUGUGACGAACACGAGUGCUACUGGUGUGAGACCGACCUCUUCUUAUCAGGUACAACUGCCCCAGCUGGUCAAGACACAGAGGCAUAAAUUCUUCUGAAAUGAUACAAUAAUUUAUAGAGAAAUACUCAAUAAACAGCAGGUGGUGAGGAAAAAAAGCGAUUUUAAGUUCCAAACUGAUGCUCUAAUGUGAAAAUGUCAUGUCUAAUCUGUUAUUGUGCUGAUGUUUUCACUUUAGGAUGAGCCUUUAAUAACUAGAUGUACUUCUGGAAAGCUAAAGGUGCAGUGUGUUGCUUAAAGUGAAAUAAUAUCAUCAUAUGUUUACAUUAAUGUAUGAACACCUGAACAUAAAAAUAUUGUUUACUUGAAAUGAGCCUUUAAUAAAAAAAAUAGGAAGCAGAUCUUCCUCUAGGGGGGCAUGGGAGUGUUUUGAUCUAACAUCUUGAUGUGAAAAAAAGGUGUCAUUUCAAGGAUAAAAUUUACAUUAUUCAUGUAGCUUGCACAAGAAAAACAAUACAAGGCACAUAUGAAAUAUUUAAAAACAUGUUUUAUUAGUGGUAGAAACAAGUAAAUGAUUUAUAUGGAAACCACAUCUGGGUGACCUUUAAUAUUUAUAUUAAAAUUGGAUCUGAUUUAAUGUAAAAAGCGACAUCUUAGCGAUGGCAAGGAGAACAUUUGUGAUUGUCAGGCUUUAAAAGUUAUCAGAAAUACAAAAGCUUGUUUGUAUGUUCAAUAAAUGUCAUGCAUAGUAAGUUACUGUUUUAUUAGACCUCAUGUUUAUCGUAUUUUAGUUCUGUGUGGGUUAUUACAUUUAUGACAAUGCCAUUUUAUUCUACGAGAUUAACAUGGACUCUGUUUAUAGAUUGAAAAACUAAAGUUAGAGUAAGCUUUGGUUUCAAAGCUUAAAGUCCUUCAAAGUAAGUUCCCAUUUUUGAUUGAACAUAUCUGUAAAAACAGACGGGCAGCUGUAAGUGCUUAUGUUUUGUUCCAUAUGUGCCCAGUAAUGCAGAUUAUCAAAUAAUUGCAUUUAUGUCCUGAAAAAGGUUAUUCCUAUAUGGUUAAUGUGAGAUCGGAUGGCCUCUAGAGAUGUCUGGAGCAUCCAAGACAGGUUCAAGUUGGUAACAGUUACAUGUAAUUCGAGGAUUAGUGGCCAAUCAUAGUUCUGCAAACUUGUAAAACAGUGGAGAGCAAAAGCAGGUGGUGACAUCCAGACUAUUAUCUGCAGGAUCCUGCAGGACAAUUUCUGUACCUGUAUACAAAGAUAUCUGCAUGUAAGUGCUCUGGAUACUUGAGGGAACAAUCUGAACAAUUUGUUCUCUUCCUUGAGCAGAGUAACAUCUCAAAAAAACAAGCAAAAAGUGAUCUUCAUUUCCUCCAAGGACAAACUUGAUGAUGCUAUUUCCCUUCAUCGUGGUGGUAUUUUGGCAAACAUACUGCCCAAAUGAAUCACUUUCAAAACAUAUUACAUCUUACAGGUAAAACUAGCUUUGCUUUUACAUUGAACACACAAUUUCUGCAUUUGCUAAUCAGAAAGUCUUGGCCGGAGGGUAUUAAGCGCUACCUGGUGGCUCUACCUUAAAGGUGGGGUAGGCAGGAUCUGAGGAAUUGACAGCUGUCGGGAGAAAUCUUGAAUGUAAACUCUACCCCUCCCAACCAGUUUUCCCCUCAGCUCCUCCUCUCCCCUAACUCUCUGCUCCAGCAAGCCCCGCCCACAAACAGACACUCCUGCUCGCUCGUAUUGUUUCAAUUAAAUUCAGAUAUAAUGCAGAUAAAUACUUAAGAUAAUUACAAAUGGGGCCCAGUCAACAUGAAAGUAAACAGCAUUGGUGCUACUGUAGAUGCCAACAGACUACCAGCAAACACAAUGUUUGCAGGACUUCUACAACUAGGAUAAAGUGACAUAGUCCAGGACCCGAGGUCAACAGUUUAGCGGUGCUACAACAUGCAGCAGGUCCAGUUUGACAAGAAACACUUCUGUUACAGACACUUGGCUUACUUUGUUAAAGCGGUUUACCUGUCCAGCAGAAAGGUUACAGGGUCACCAAGAUCCCGAAGCGUCCCCCAUCAUUUAUGUUGAUGUUGACCCGGCUUUUUAAGCGCCCGUUAUUCCGUCAGAGUCUCCAGUAUUUACUUUGUUUCCUUGUGUUGGCAGUCGUGGUCAAAGGAGGAUUCAGACAAUUUUCUGUACUUUCUGGUUGGUUUCUACUGUCUGAUAUUGUAGCACGCUAACUUUGUUUGGGCACAUGCACAUGAACGACUCAGGGGAGCAGCGUCUGCCUCCCCCAUCAGGAUGGGGGAGGCAGAGGAUGGCUUUGUUUACAGUCAGAAAGAGCGGAGCGCUCUGAAAUCUUAAAAUGUUGACUACACAGACAUAACAAAACACAGAGAUAAUGUUAUAAUACCAAAUGUCAUCAAUGACUAAUAACUAUUGACUGAUAUUAAAAGCUUUUUUGUAUAUACACCACAAAAAAAGAUGCUUCUUUAAUGGAUACCUGCCUACCCCACCUUUAAUACUCUAAAAUUUGACAUAAUUCCCAGAGACCUAUCUUUGUCAGACACAGGUCUGAGAUUGUCCACAGUGAAGCUUGACUGAAGACGCUUUGGUUUAGAGAUUUGUCUGUGUUUUUCUAGUUGAAAUUAACAUUGCCUGAAGCUGUUGGCCUUGAGUUGACAUGAGGAACUGGCUACUCGGUUUUCUUCCUCAGUCCCAGCUGAUUUGUUGAACUUUUGACAGCUCCCUCUGAAGUCCUAAAAAGUGUUAUCUAACCUUUUCACUCAUGCCGCUGUACUCUGAAAGACCUUUAAAUAGACUCUAAUGUGUGAAGUUGUUGGAUUUUUCCUUUAAACGAGGAGAAGGCGGUAACUGCCAAGUGGGUUAUUUACAGUAUUAAUGUCUCCUGUCUAUUCAGAGGGGAGUUGUGUUUCUGCGUGCCCUGACGGUUUCUAUGGUGAUGAAGACACCAAUGACUGUGAGGAGUGUCACUCAGACUGUGUGACCUGUAUCGGCCCAGAGGACAGUGACUGUCUGUCCUGCGAUGAGGGGAAGACUUUGGAAAACGGAGAGUGUGUGCCUGACCAUGAUGUCUGUCCCAGUAAGACCUUUCGGAGCGGUGAGGCUAAUUCUUAAAUAUUCCACUAAUCCAUCUGUCGGCCCAUAAUGAAUCAGGGAUUUGGGCACUUUCACAGGGGCAGAAAAGAAAUCUUGCAGGGUAAUUGGUCUGUGUGCCAUCGUCCCUGAACCCUGUACCAACUUAAGCACUCAAAACAGACAGAACUACUAAACGUCAGCUAGGUACAGGCUCUGAAAUAAUUGAUUGUAUAUACUGAACAUUCAGUUCCCCCAAAGAAUUAGUCGGACAGACCUUAAGACAACAUAUGGUAAUUAGUGUGAGGUAAGACGUCUUAAUUAUAGGACCUAAAAUAACUCUGAGAAAGUACAAAGGUUAACACAAAGGUUGAAAAUGGACAAAAGGUUUUAUUAAACUUUUAAUCACAAAACUUCUCGUAAAACUUGUCUGAGCAUUUAUGUUACAGAAAACAAUUUAGCUUUGUUGUAAAUUUUUAGUUUGGUUUAGUUUAUAAAAAAUGGUAACACACUUAAAUUAGCUUUUCUCUAUAGAUAGUCAAGUUAUAGUUAUUUCUGAACCCAGCUGGACUGAGCAGUGUUAAUCUGAGUUAUCUUUCUUUCUGCUAGCUCUAACUUUUGAUUGUAAAUAAAAAAAAAAAAAACACUGUAAUUACAUACUAAACAUGGUAUAUAGCUUAAAGGCAUGGUUGACGAUCUGAGAAGCAGUUGAGGCAGAUUUGAAAGAAGCAUCCCACCCCCAACACACAAACCUCUCCCCUCUGUGCUCCACGAUAACUCCCCCCCCGAACUUGUAUCGCCCUCCCCAUGACACACCCCCUCUGGCAGAGCAAGAAGCUGGCCAGCAGAAGAUCCUACGCUAGCUUCAAAUAGGAUUCACCAUGUCGGAUUGCUCGUGACUAGCGGCAGUAAACGCCAGCUCUGCUAGUGAGCACUGUCUGCAGCUGCCUGGACAGCUAUCAUGGUGACACUGUAGAAACUAGUAAGAGUUAUUUGUGUAACAUGUGCCAUGAUAGAAGGCAAAAAUUACCUGUUCAACAAAAACUCUGCUGUCUCUGCGUCUGUUUUCAGGCCCAAAUCCUGGCUGAGCUUUCUUUAACACUUGAAGGAUGACCCGAUCUGUGUUCAAGUUAGAUUCCUAGCUUGGCCACAUUUCCUCUUCGUCUCUGCCCUUUCUUGGGUCAGUUUCUGUUUUCUUGGCACUUUUGGUGGUGAGGCAAGCGGUGUGGGGUUUUUUUUGUGUCCUUCUCCGUCACAGCUCGUGUAGCUAAGCUGCUACGCUACUUUUAGCUGCUCAAAGCUUCGAGGAGGACAGGGAGGCAUUUUUUUAUUUUUUUUUUUGUAGGAUGGUAGGGGGAAGUCCCGCCUCUUUCGCCUCUGAUUGACUAGAAAAGCUAAAAAUGUCAUCCAUGUCAUCUGUACAUCGAACAGAACAUUACAGAACAUUAUCACACUUCUAAAUAUCCUGACCCUAAUCCUAACCCUAACCCGACAGACAAAGACAUUUCACAGCAAUAAAGAAUGACAAAUUGAAGCCCAGCACUUUUUUUUCUUUGCUUUGUGGAGAUCGCACUAUAGGACCAUGAUCGCCAUAGAAACGAUGUUCAUAAUAAUUACCAAUCUCUCCGGUCGUCAACCAUGCCUUUAACCUUGCACAGAGACAGCAGGGGCAAACAGCUAGCAUGACUCAGCAAGGCUAGAUUCAGGCUAACUGCUGUGCCUGAACAGGUAAACAAGACAGUAUUAUUAAUUAUGAUUUUCGAAUAUCUUAGCAAGUUAAUAUUCAUACAGCAUCAUUAUUUUCUUUAAAACUUAGCACAAGGGUAUGAUUUGAUGCAGAUUUUUCCAGGCUAUCUUACAGUUCUGCUUAGUCAGCCGGCUGUUUCAGCCUUUUUAAGAAUGUAAACAAGUGAUAAAGUUAAACAACUAACUGUACAAAAGAUGUGUCAAAGAUGAACCAGAUUAAAUGAACUCUAAGCAGUAUUUGUGUAAUUUAAUAUAAAAUACAGAAACCAUUUUUUCUCACUUUUAAAGCCAUUAAAGGAUUACUAUUACACCUCUCUGUCUUCAUUUUUUUUUUUUGGUUGUCUAACCCGCAGAUGAUGGCGAGUGUGAAGACUGCCAUGUGUCCUGUGAGUCCUGCUCUGGAGAGGAGAAGGACCAGUGUACAAAAUGUCCAAGAGGUCAGUCAAACUUUCAGAUCCCGUGUUUAUCUGCUGUGAGUCCUGCAACAUCAGUAUGAUAUUUUCUGGUUUAAACCCCAGCACAUUUAGCUCCUUUGCAGUGUUGAUGUUUACUCUUUCCUUCUCCUUCAGGGCGGUUUCUGACCGCACAGCAAACAUGUGUAUCAAAGUGUCCGGGGGGUUUCUUUGCCAGUCGGCUAAGCGGUGUGUGUGAGGCAUGCCCUGCAGGCUGUUUGCAGUGUGUGGAUGCUCAACACUGCACCCGCUGUCAGAGCACAAGAAAGGCUCAGCUCUUCCUGCAGGAUGGCCAGUGUGUCCAGCAGUGUUCCAGGUCAGGAGUCAGUCCUGUCACGCUCUGGUUUACUUUAAAACCUUUUUGAUUUGAAUCUUAAUUCCUCUACAUAAGUACGCCCCAGCUCCUUCUCAAAGUGGAUUUCUCUCAGUAUGAAGGUACAGUGGGAUUCCAACCUGCUGACGAAAAUAUGUUGAAAUCAGCUUUUGAUCAUCUACCAUCCAAGCAAGGCCGAGAAAAAGAGUGUAAAGAGAUGUAUUUGCUGGCCAUGAUCUUGACAUGUCCCACUUAAUGUUGAUCUGCCAAUAAACUGUGGCGUCACUGAGGCUGAAAAAUAUCUUGUCCUUGCAGAAGAGGUCCUUAAAGCUCCAUUAGAGCUGUGAUGACCAUUGUAACUGUUUGGCCAUGAGGGCUUUAUUUUUGUUAUAUUUUUGCUGUCAACUACCAGGAGGCUUUUUUGUAACAAUACUUAAGAACGACAUGAUUGUUCGGAUAAAUUAUCGGUUGAAGAAGAGAGCGGAGCAAAAUGCCAGGCCUCUUGUUUACCCCUGCAGCAGUACACAAAGUCAUGAGAGCAAACUAGAGUUUAUCUUUCACCGAGCAGAAAAAAAAUCUAUCAAAACUUCAAACAUAUUACAAGAAAAAUUAAUUGUUUAAUUUAGAGACUUAUCACAUUAACAUCCAGUCAAGGCUAACGUUAAAGCAAGGAUGCAAAAGCUAAGAGUGUCUAUGUUAAACCUAGAGAACUAAGUCAUGUCUGUGCGUCUCUCAGGGGUUACCCAGCAGGCCAGGUGUGUCGGAGCUGUGCGGCCGGCUGUGCAUCCUGUGAGAAGAACGCCACCCACUGCCUCAGCUGUGAAGAACCUCUCCUUCUCCACAAACAUCAGUGUGUGGACGAGUGUCCUUCGGGUCACUCUGUGCGGGACGGGGAGUGUCAUCACUGCCCCUCGGCCUGUGAGGAUUGCAGCCCACUCGGGGAGUGCUCAGGUACUGGAGACCCCAACACUUCUGCGAUUAGGACCCUGUUUAUUCAAAUAGAUGAUGAAUUUCUAACUUUUUAAUCCUCUUCAAACUGAGUUAUAACCAAUAUAAAUGUUUCUGUCAGUAUUUGCUGGGAUGGGUGAUAUGACCUAAAAUUAAUACCAUAAUUCAGACUGGGACAAAAUACUUUUCUCCCGAUUCAAUUUUUCUACAGUUUUUUGGAUGCUGAUUUAAAUUGCGAUUCUACAAUAUUUUCAAUUUUCCCAAUUUUUAGUCUGCAUUUUUACCACUGGUGAUACAGUUGAAUGAUUAUGAUUGUCUACUGACUAUUACAGGAACCAUAUUUCCCUCAAAUAUACACAUGACAUGUAAGUCAGUUUUUAAGAGAGAAAAUUUUCAACAAAAAAAUCAAUUUAAAAAUUAUACAACAAAAAAUUGCAAUAUUUAUGUGAAUCGAUUUUUUCUCCCACCCCUUAUCAUAAUAUUUUAAUUAUAUCAUCGCUAUGACCUUCUUUCCCCUCCUCUACAAACCAACAUCGUGACACUGAUCUCAUAUCAGAGUUUGGUGCAGACAUGAUAAGUGCCCCAUAAUUUACUCACAUCGUAAACCCUGAAGUCAACUUCGACAGGAGGAGGUGGUGGAAGAGGUGUGUAGAAGCCAUAGUCCUCCUCCUGGAGGUCAAGGACUGUCUCUCCUUAAGGUGUCCUAUCUAAUAAAGGCAAAAACUGGUAUACCACCCACCCCUAGAAACUAGCUACAUUACAAACAUGACUCUACCGGACAUGCCUGUCUGUUAGUUGUUUCAUUUAUUCAAUCUUAAAAAUAUAAACACAAAUUUUGGAUUGAAUGGCAUUAAAAUGGUCCCAAGAUGUGUCGUUGAGAGUCAUUUGAGUUUACCAUGAGACCCAGAGUUGACCUGAACACAUUUUUCUAUUUUGAUAAUAACCUAAUGGAUUUUUUAAUUGCCAAGGUUUGCCACAAAUUUGGAAAUUUUUCCAUCCGCUCAACCUGAAAAUGAACCUCGAGAGCAUGCUCUUAUUUUCAGUGACACAAAGCGAACAUUCAAAACAGAAUAACUGCAAAGACUAAACCGAGUCUUUUGGGUGGAAAUAGAAUUUAACGUUGAAAGGAUGUUUUAAUUAGUCACUUGAAAAAUUAGUUUGUCUUUUUCAAACUUUGAAUGAGCCUCUUAUAUCAACAUAGUAAUGGGUUCACUUCAGAGGAUGCAAGUUCCUACGGUAGCUCAGAAUGGACAGUUAACUGAGAAAGUCAGCAAUUAUUUAGCAGGAGAGAAUUUGUGUUGAUAAAAUAUUUACGAUAAAUUGACAAAUAGAGGAUCAUACAGCGUCAGAGCAGCUUCUUGUCCUCCAACAACAGACGUUACUGAACCUGUGUUUACAAUGAAUCUCGACUGUUUGUGCUCUAUCCUCAGCUUGUGAGGAGUAUCAUUUCCUCCAUGACGGCCUGUGUGUUCUCGACUGUCCGGAGGGGUACUUUGAAGACAAAGAGCAGGGGGAGUGUUUGCCCUGCCACCCUGACUGCUCUCUGUGUGACGGCCCCGACGACAACGACUGUGAUGACUGUGUGGACCCGGAGGCCACUCUGUACAACGGGGCGUGUCUGGCCACCUGCCCCUCCCACACCUAUAGAGACGCUUUAACAGGAGACUGUAAAGGUAAACCGAAGAGAAAUAACAGCACAGGUUUACUGAGAGCAGAAAAUGCUUUCCUCUGAUCUAAUCUAAUAAAAACAACACGCAUUUAUUUUCUUCACAUUAUUUGAUUCAUCAUUUGUUUUGCCUUUUGAAGUGGAGUUUUCUGGGUGUGACAAAGUUAAAGAUGCUUCAGUUCCCCUUAGACUUUGUUUUCUCCUUUCUUACGCAACAUUGUUGUCCUGUACAACGCCCUUGAUGCAAUUUCUCAAUUAUACUCCUCUCCUCUGCCUGUGUGUGUUUCCUGACUUUGGCUCUGACUAAAAUAGCAACGCUUUUCAGAUGGUUAACAGGCAGCUGUCAAACCUUGAAAAACAGAGCAGCGAUGCCAGAGACGGUUCCCUAGAGAAAAACACACCGCUCCAGUUUUUGUUAUUCAAAAAACACAAAGGAUGCUGUGUUUCUCCCAGGAAAAUCUUGUAGGCGAUGCCCACUUUUGUUGCAACAUACAGUAGCUGCCAGCAGUGAGAAAGAUGUAAAGGGUGUUCAUCGGUGUACUGCAAAAUGGAUUGGCUGGGAGGGUGUCACUUAUCUUAAUGUUUCCUCAGUCACUCUGAGAACUCUAAAACUUGAAACCACCUGGUAAACAAUAACCAAUAUACAGAGGAGGAAUCCUUUCUGCAGAUGUUUUGAUCAAAUUCAAACACUCAGCUCUUCACUUUUGUCAUGAAAGGCUGUCCUUCUACAUGUUUUUAUUAUAGAUUAUCAGCCAACAUAGCCGAAAGUAUCUUUAAAAGAAGUAAAACCUGAAAAAAAGUAUUGAUCCUGUAGCCCUACAGUGCCUUUCUACAGUUUAAAGGGUCAGGGAUGAAGAAACUUGAGAGGAAGAAAGUGUUGUUUUUUUUUUCUUUUUCAUCAGGCACUGGUGAGAAUUAUAAAAUUUGGGGAAAGAGAGAAAACUUAUUUUCAAGAGUAACUUAAGUAAUGGGGGGGGGGGGGUAAAACACAAUAAUGAUAAUAAAAUACUCUUGUUGUGCUGUGUUCAUCGCUGUAAAGCCAAAAACAUACAGGAUCUGUAUUGAGCACGUUCCGUAUUUGCUCCCUAUUGCAGCAUUGGGUAACACAUACAGGAUGCAUAUUUGGAGCGUAGCAGCAGCGUAGUGCAGCCCCGAUCAGCUGGUCUCACCAUAGAGGAACCAACAUGCUCCCAACAACUUGUUUUGCCUUUCUGUGGUCGAUUUCCUGCUGAUUUGGAUAUAAUUUAGUGACUGUUCAGUCUCUACUAUACGUGUAAAAAUAACGUGAUUUUACAGUUUUGGUUUUUGCAGGUUUACUCGGGUUUACUAAAGUAAACUAUGUUCCUUUAUGCUGUGCUGUUACCUUCAGACAGAGUUAGCAGUUAAAAGUCCUGUUGGGGUCCACAUGGAUCAGGGAUUGACCAUCAGAUUGUUCUGAGUUACUGAUAAAUCCAGAACCAGGAGGUAUUUCUCAUCUACACAAACUGAUACACAGAAGGGAGUCUGCAAUGGUGUUUUAUUUUGAAAUACCAGAUGACAUGCGCAGUUUCUGUGCUUUACACUCUGUCUAGAACGAUCCUCUCUGUGUACAUUGACAUAUAUUGAAAGCGUAGAGCAGCAAAAAUAGUCUCUUUGCGUAUCUUUAGCAGUGCUGCUUUCGAUACGCUUCUGAUACGAUGCUGCAACGGAGCUGAUCUGCGUCCUGUAUGCGAUGCUGCAUUGAUUAGAAUGGCAAGCUAGUUGCUGCGUGAUAAUAAAAGCUUUAUAAUAAUUUUAUUUUUAUAGUACUUUUAAAAACAGAAGUUUACAAAGUGCUUUGACAAACAGUUGCAAAGCACAGAACAUCAGCACAUGAAAAUAAAAGCAAAUAAAAACAAAAGCUCAGUUAAAAACAAGGUCUCUGAAUUGAAGGCCAAUUUUAUUUUUUAUUAGAAACCCAGACAAUACAAGAACCCUACAACAUAAAAUUAGACCCUGAGGACCAAAAUAAAAAGAUAAAAUAUGAAUGAAGGAGAAAUGUAAUAGAAAAGGGGGGCAGAGAGCAGGAAACAAGAUAGUAAAUAUAAAUAUUAAAGAGGAUAUUAAUAUAAAAUAAUAACGAUGGUAAUAUUUAUGACAAAAUGAAAUAGUAAAAAUAAGCAGGAAAAAACAAGAAAAUCAAUAAAGGGCCUAAAGGGUAAAAUAAGAAAAGAUUAUAAGUAAAACAAAGGCUAAAAGGAUAGUAAGUCGAAAUUAGAUAGAGGUAAAAGAGAUAAAAGAUAAAGGAAAAAAAGAAAAGGAAAAAGACGGCAUCACAUAAAAGCGAGUUUGUAAAAGGGAGUUUUUAAAUUUGACUUAAAAAAAGCCACUGUCUGCACGCCUUAUCUCCUCUGGCAGGUCGUUCCAAAGUCGAGGAGCUCUGAUGGAGAAAGCUCUAUCACCUUUAGUUUUGAGCCUCGAUUUUGGAACGACCAGGAGGCCUUUGCCAGAGGAUCUGAGGCUGCGAGUUGGCUCAUAAGGUAUUAAAAGCUCUGAAAUGUAGCUCGGAGUAAGUCCUUUGAGCGCUUUAAAAAGUAAUCAAUAAAAUCUUGAUAUGCAACACUGCCGAUACGUGCUCAAUACGGAUCCUUUAUGUUUCAGCCAUAACAGAUCAGGGUCUUAAGAACAUUCAUCGGUAUUUCUCUGAUAUUUAUGUGAUGGGAAAGAGAAGUGAGUGGACAAGGAAAUACCCACAAAUGCAUAUCAGGUUUGGUUUUGUCCAGAGGGGGCGCCAAAAUCAACCUAAAGCAGCUGUAAAACUCAAAAUGUAAAGAACGUUUGAGUUUUUGUAAACUUGUUAAGAAGUGCUUCAGGAGACAGAUCAGAGCAUUUUUACAUGGAACUGAUUCAUUUCAAUAAAAGCUAAAGGCUAAUGAAAAGGUGGUCCCCUUCACUGAAGUAGAAAACGUGUUUCAUGGAUUUGGGGCAAUAACCAGAACAAAUAUCAGGCCAGGUGAAAAGAUUUUGUUUUUUUUAUUACCCCUACUCCUUUAAUUUACUUUCCUUUUCUGGUUCCAGACUGUGAUGUCUCCUGCCUGACCUGCUCCGGCCCCCACUCCAGCUCUUGCAGCAGCUGCAGAGAGGACCACAGACUGGAGGGUCACGGCCACUGUGUCCCCUCAGCCAACAAGUGCUCAUCUCGCCAGUACGCAGACCAGGAGGGGGACUGCCAUCCGUGUCACAAAUACUGCCACAGGUGCUCGGGUCCCGGCAAAACCCACUGCCUGAGCUGCAACCAGAGACAUCUCCUGCUCAGUGAGUCGAGUUAGCCGGCCUUGUGAUAUCUCCAAAGUCUCCAAGCAUCUGUGACUUGUUUGUUUGUGCGGCUGCGUGAUCAGCAUGUGUGUUUGUUGCUACAGAUGGCACCUGUGUGGACGCGUGCCCCACAGGCUACUAUGAGGACGAGUCGGGCCAGAAAUGUGAGCCUUGUCACGCUUCCUGUCAGAGCUGCGUGGGGGAUAAGAGCCACGAGUGCCUCAUCUGUAAAAGCCACCUUUUCAGGGAGGGCAAAGAGUGUGUGGAGACCUGCCAACACAGGUAGUUUAACCUGCUCACCGCCCAGCUGCGCCACUAAUCCAUCACAUUAAAUGCGGUCACACAGUGUUGUCAUUAAUAAAAGAUCACUUUGGUCCCAUAAUGUCAGUGCGGACUCUAAACCAUUGCUUUCCUUUUGUUAGCGAGACAGGGGUGCAAUUUGGAGAUCAAGCUAAUUUAGCCUGAGAUUUAAAUAGCAAUGCAUGUGGCCUGUAAAAUGCUAAUUAGGCUUGAUUUUAUUAUGGUAAGCAGCGAUUGGGAGAGUUAAAUUAAUGUGCUGUUAAAUUGUGUGCAGUUAAAUAUUCAAAAUAAGGACACAAAGGCCAUUUAUGGUUUGACCUGAACCUUUCAUAUUUUCAGACCUGCGUGUGUGACGAAAAAUAAAAACAUCACUUUGACUUUUUUGGUCCAGAAUUUGUUAAAGUGUCCUCAGCCUCGCUCUGAGGGUUUCUGUUGUGACUCUUUUCCCUCUGUCAUUGUAGCUUCAGUCAUUUACAGCUGUUUGUGACUGAGUGGCUGCGGUGAAGAAUUUCCUUUGAGGACAAACAAAACUCUCCUGCUUUAAUUGAAUCUAAUCCAUCAUAACUUUCUCGCCAGUCACUAUGGAAACACGGGCUUGGGGAUGUGUGAGAAGUGUGACCCGAGCUGCGGUGAGUGUAUCGGGGGCGGGGAGGACAGCUGUCUGAGCUGCGCUCUGGGUCUCAUCUACUUGCGGAAAGAAGGCCGCUGCCUCCCCUCCUGCCCUGAGGGAUACUACCACGAUCCCGCACACAGGACCUGUGAGCACUGCCACGCCAGCUGCAGAGCGUGCUCAGGUAGAAGUGUCCACUCAGCACUAAUUUAAUAUUGUGGGAAUGAGCACACACACACACACACGCAUUCACACACACACUAUCACAUACACUGCGAUGUAGGUGAUGAGAUAUUGAUGCUGCUGUUUUCUCUACGGACUGCAGAUGUGAAAAUGCUGAAGUGUUGGAUUGUGUAUCGACUGCAUUAAUCCUAUAUAGAGAGGAGGUUCAUGCAUAAUAUUGAAAAUUCUACAAAAGGUGUCUACGUUAACUGCUUUAAACGGAUAAUGUGAACACUUAAGCUUUUAUUUAAGUUACAAGUCUGCUAUUGAACUAUUACACCAUUAAAAUAAUAAUAAUAAUAAUAGUAAAAGAGCCUGACAGCUGUAUUUACGAUAGUAAAAACUUGGCUUUUGUAGCCAGCCUCUUGUGGACCUUUGAGGGACUCCUCAAAGUAUUUUGGACAUCUUCACCCAAAGCUGCCUCUUGGUCCUAACAGGUUGUGGCUUUUUACCUUAAGGUCCACUGUAGCCCUUUAAUGCCUGACACCAAAAAUUAUGGGCAGAAAAUUCCAAUUUUCAAAUUUUUUUUAAGAGCUGAAAUGUUUAUUUCACUUGCUACUGAAAACCCCCAAAAUCAAAAUGUCCUUAAAAUUUAACAAAUAUAUUUAUUUAUCUCGUUUGACACAUAAGAUGUUUUUGGAAACUAAUAAACCACAAGAGGACAUUUUUUAUCAUUUAUCGGACUGUUUUCAGGUGGGUUUUUUUUUUGUAAUUCAUUGAUCAUAUUGAUUUGAUAGAAGUAUAUAAAAGUGUGUAUUAAAUAUGACAGAAAAGGCAUUCAAGGGUUAACUCCACUAUUUUGUCUGAUUCUUUGUAGAUCAAAAGUCUGGUCAGGUCAGUAUUAUAAAUAGAGAGAGACUGAUUUGAGAGAGAGAUGUUCAACAUUUUCCUCAGAGGACUUUGAAGCGGAGAUGUUAUAAUGGAGUUUACUGGAUUUCUGGAUCAAACACCAAAUGCACAGCAGCUGAAUGUAUGUAUACGCCUGAAAAUGAAUCCAAUCAGCUGACUUGUUGACUUGUACCUGCAGGAAAAGAUUCCCGAUCCUGCAACUCGUGCUUUUCUGGAUUCCUGCUCUCUGACGGCGUGUGUGAGUCCAUGUGCGACAUAGGCCAGUAUCCUAUAAUGAAGGUAAGCAUGUAAUUCUUUAAUUAAGUUUGAAGUUCACAAAUAUUAACUUUUCAUUAGAGAAAAAAGAACUCCUUACCCUGUCCUUGCUCCACCAAAAUAAUUAUUAACUAAUGUUUUGGCCUCGGGUGUCAUAUAAUGCAAUUCAGGUUGACUUAUUACUGCACCAGGAGAAAUUCCAACAGCAGAGUGAAAAUUAUUACUGUGUCAUGAUUUCAAAAUAAAUCUCCUGGCUCAUGCUUUGAGGCUACGGACUGAAAGUGUCUGGCAGGUACGGUAGAUGCAUAUUAAUUGGUUAAGCUGAAAGGCAGAGCAUUAGUUAUAUUCAGUCCUUUUAGAAAUGAAACUUUUCUUUGAAGCUGUGAUGUGGAGUCCAUGCUUGAGCUGUGCAUCCCUCCCACACCUCACCAGGGUCCAGGCCACGAGUGUGGAGAGUGUGAUGGCUCCUGUCUGGAGUGCCGGGGUCCUGGUUCUGCAAACUGCACCAUGUGUCCUCCUCAGGCCAUUUUAGAAGCUGGAGGGCGCUGUCUGCUAUGUUGCCGCCAUGAGGAGGAGGGGGAGGAGGAGGGAGGCAAGGCUUCAGCGCGGCAGCAGGACUGUUGUAACUGUACUGAGACCCGAGGUAGGCUGAGGGUUGGUGUUGAGUAUGAAGGACAUAUAGAGGGGAUUUAUAAACCCCUUAUAACAAUGUCUGAUAAACUUUAAGAUGACUUUUAACAGGAAUUAAAUUUUCUUCAAAACUUUUCUGUUUAUUUUCUCACUUAUGAAUUCAAAGAAAACAGAGCUUUGGCCAAAAAAAAGUCUUUUAUUGUUACUGAAUGGACUAUCAGACCUGGUUCUUUUAUUGCUACUGAAUGGACUAUCAGACCUGGUUGAUUUUUUGCUCAGGCUAUUGAAUAUCAGAGAGCAGAAAAAAAGUGGCUUUCAUUAUUUGUUGAUUAAUUGAUUGUUUUCUCUUGACAAAAAGUCUAAAACUCAAAGAAUUACUCAAGUUGAUCAAUUUACUUGAUCUAAAGUUAUGUUUUUGUUUUUUUAAGGAGUAUUUUUGGGCGUUUUUUUUUCCUAAGAGAUAAAAAAAGCUUAAGAAAGACAGGAAAUGUAGGCAGUAGAGAGAGGGGAAGAAAUACGACAAAGGAAUCAAACCAGCGACCACUGGUUUCAGUUUCAGAUGGAUCUGUAAUAAUUCAGCAGAUACACUGCAAAACUCCUACCUUAGUGAGUAUAUUUAUGAAAGGAAAUUUUUUUUCUUGAUUAUUUUCCGUAAAUGAGAUGUCAAAUUUAUUCCAAGAAAAUGAAUAGCUUGCCUGCUGCAUUGGGGGAUGUUUUAUCCCAUUUCAAGCCUAUUUUUGCUGUAGUUUUAAAAUUCAGAUUUAUUUCUGAAUCUGUCAGGUAAGAGUGACCGAAGUGUAAUGAGAUAGGACAAAAACACCUGCUAAAAUUGGAUUUCCUGCAGGGUAACAUGAUAAGUUUCGUAGCUGCUCUGCAUGUUUUCAGAAUUAUAAUUUCCAGAGUGUUCCAGUGUGUUAAGAAGAGACAUUUUACUCUGUUUCCAAAUUCACAAAGUUUGGUUGACAAAAAAUGUGAUUUUUUUUUGUUUGUUUGUUUCACUUUUGUUUGAAUUGAGAGGUAAAAAAUCUUUAUCAACAUCAAAUAAAACUUGAACACUUUUAGCUUAGAGAAAUUAGAAAUGAAAAGAAUAAGAAUAUUUUUUAUUUAUGACGUACUAGAGAUAGACAUAUUGAUGGCAUUUUUACAUGAUCAGCGACAUAUCGGCAUAAGCAUUGCAAGGCUGGUAUCACCGUUAUCUACCAAGAGUGUCUAGGGUUUAAUACAAGCUCUGAUGAUUAUAAUGUGCAGAUGUGCAGUUAAAUAAUAAGGAUAUUAAUAUUUACCUCAAAUAUUUUUGUCUUUCUGGCUAAUUUCAGAUAGCUAGGCAUAAAAUCCAGAAGUCCAAUAUUUUUCUCUUUUUGUUAACUAAACAUUUAAUUGAGUUUCUCAUUUAUUAGAGUUAUUAUACUGGAAAAAUAGCAGUGAUAUCAGUAUUUUAUAUAUCGACCAUCAGCACUCUCAUUAUCAGUAUCGGCUCUUGAAAAACUGUAAUCAGUUGACCACCGCACAAGUUACGAAGUGCCUAACUAUUAGAAUCCGCAGUAUACCAAUUAACAAGGUUAAUAACAAGGGCCUGCUCGAGGACCUCAGGCUCAUAGGGAGUUAGCAGCUCACAGAUAAAAACUGUACAAACAAGCAGCAAAAUCUCAAAGCCUAUUCUUAAAUUCACAGGGAGCCAGUGAAGGCCAGCGAGGGUUUGGUAAUAUACGGUCGCUUCUUUCACUAAGUGUUCCAAGUCUGGCUGCAGCAUUUCGAAUAAAUUGUAGCCUUUGAAUGUUGCACUAACUGAUGCCAGGAUAAAGUGAAUUACAGUAGUCUGGUCUGGAAGAAAUAAAUGCAUGGAUGAAAAGAAAAAAGUCAACUGUCUAAGCUGUGCAAGGCAAGGCUGCAUAAUCACUGCAUAACUACAUUUUUCACUCGAACUGUUGCUCAUUAGUCGUAAUUAUUUGCUGUUUUGCAGAAUUACUCUCACUUGCCUCACAUUAAGUUGAGCAUUAGUAAGAGACCUGACAAUAUUUGACAAGUAAUGUCUCAUUAGCAUCCUUGAGGUGCCAAAAUGUUCUUUCUCUAUUUGGGCGAAUGAGUCUGUCGUUUUGGUCUUUUUUGAAAAAUGUUGAAUAUGAUUGAUAAUUUAAAGACUUAAACUAAAAAUAGCUGACAGCCCCAACAAUAGCUAGAGAUAUAAAACAAGCCCUUAAGCCUCUGUGUUGCCUGAAAGCAGAUACCCAGGGGAAAAAACAAAGGCUGAAAUGACUUUCUGAUGCCUGUUAAGCUUAUUACUGUGAGUGCAUUGUGGUAUCUGAAGGUGACUCAGUGGAGCAUAUUUAUGUUUUUAAUCGGCUCUUUUCUUCUCUGAUCUGGAUUUAAAGAGACAGCGUUAAUACAGACGAAAAUGAAAAACUGAAAGAAAAACAGUAAAGGUUGAUGUUGGGACAAAUUCAUGAUGUUGACAAGUGAAGGGGUCGUGUAAAUCAAGGAUUCAAGGAGGUUUAUCAUUAUAACAGAACAUGUUUGUACAUAAAGGGAGAAGUAUAAAUGCAUAAGUCCCAGUAAAGAGAGAGAGAGAGGAAUAAUGUCACAAGAUUAUCAGCUCAGAGAAGAAACUACAAAAAUAAACCUUUUAUUUGAGAUGUAUAUUGAUCUAUCCUUCCUGACAACAUUUAAGGAGCACUUCAAUGUAAAUUUACACUUAAAUAUUCAUGAGAUUGAAUAUGAUAAAACUACAUUUUUCCUUUGACCCCUUGGCUGUGUGGGAUUUCUAGGCGAAUGCGUCCUUAGCACCAACCUGGCUUUCAGAAACGAGGAGGAAGAAGAGGCCAGAGGUAACCUGGCUGUCUUCAUCAUCGCCUGCAUACUGUUGGUGUUUGGACUGGUGGCCGUAGUCUUCCUCAUCCGACACUCCCGUUCCAAGCGUGCACCCCCGGACAUCACGCCCCGUGGCUAUGAAAAGCUGGGCUCCGGCGGGGGAUACGGAGGUGGCAGCAGACACGGCGGCUACAGCUCUUCCUCUUCCACAUCUUACAGCAACCGAGGCGCCGGCUCCUCAGACGGCCGCUUCAAGGAGUCUCAGCUGGUUGACAUCGGUGAACGCCGCACAGGGGUCAAGGGUGAUGAUGACGACGAUGACGAAGAUGAGGACAUUGUCUACAUGGGUCAGGACGGCACUGUGUACAGGAAGUUCCGGUACGGACAGCUUGGAGAGGACAACGAGGAUGAGCUGGAGUAUGACGACGAAAGCUACACAUUCAGAUGAAGAUUGAGAGACGUUUCUCUUUGCUCUGUCUUUUUCACUCACUCCUCUGUGCUGUUUAUCUCUUUCUACCUGAGGGGUUGGACCCAUUUCUCCUCCCUUUAAAUAUGAGUCGAAUCAAAUGGGACACAAGAAGCUACUUUGUAUGGGCAGCAUUUUUCUGCUACCCAUUCACGAAAUGAAAUGUACAGCAUGAAAACCAAAUGUUAAACAACCUGAAGGACAUUAUUACAUAAUCAGCUUCCUUUCUUGUCUUAUUUUGGAGGAUGUUGUCUCUCUGCUAGGGCUGGGCUUUUAUCAACUCAUUUUCAGUUUUGGCUUAGGACGGUUUUUAAAAAUAAAAAUCUAGACUUUCUCUAUUCCUUUUCCACCUCCCUCCAGUUAAACCCUCCUCCCUCGUUUACUUCCUACAGAAACACACACACAGCGACAACAUGGCUGCCAGCUUUUAUUCUUACAGCCCACAAACACAGCUAAGAAGCAGCCAAUAUUAGCAGAAUCAUUUCCCCAUUGCAUUAUGUAUGACGAAGGAGGAACAGAGAG